GCAGUUUCCCAGAUGCUGAUGGCUUACCUCUCCCGCCUCACAGCUAUCGCUGACAACAAGAUCAACUGUGGGCCUGCCCUCACAUGGAUGGAGGUGAGCUUCUGUCUGGGUUUAUGUCUGUCUAUCAAUCUCCCAAACACUCUACACAAAUACACCACACAUAAAACAUAGUUUCCCAUUUUUUCUCUCUCUUAAACACACCCGCUUACUGCUCCUCUCUUUCCUUACUCACUUACACAUACUAGAACAGUAAUUCACCAACCCAGUGUAAUCGGUCUACAUUGACAGACAGUAAAUAUGACACUAACUGUGUGUGUGUUUUCCAGGUUGAUAACAAAGGCAACCACUUACUGGUCCAUGAGGAGUCCUCCAUAAACGUGCCUGCCAUCGCCGCCGCCCAUGUCAUCAAACGCUACAUCGCCCAGGCCGCCGACGAGCUCUCCUUCGAGGUGACGGGGAGAGUUGAAACACAUUUGCGCAUGCAUGCACACACACUCACAUGGACAUACAGUGCAUUCGGAAAGUAUUCAGACCCCUUGACUUUUUCCACAUUUUGUUAUGUUACAGCCUUACUCUAAAAUUGAUUAAAUCGUUUUUUCCCCCUCAUCAAUCUACACACAAUACCCCAUAAUGACAAAGCAAAAACAGGUUUGUAGAAAUGUUUGCAAAUGUAUUAAAAAUAAAAAACUGAAAUAUUACAUUUACAUAAGUAUUCAGACCCUUUACUCAGUACUUUGUUGAAGCACCUUUGGAAGCGAUUACAGCCUCAAGUCUUCUUGGGUAUGACGCUACAAGCUUGGCACACCUGUAUUUGGGGAGUUUCUCCCAUUCUUCUCUGCAGAUCCUCUCAAGCUCUGUCAGGUUGGAUGGGGAGCGUCGCUGCACAGCUAUUUUCAGGUCUCCAGAGAUGUUCGAUCAGGUUCAAGUUCGGGCUCUGGCUGGGCCACUCAAGGACAUUCAGAGACUUGUCCUGAAGCCACUCCUGCCUUGUAUUGGCUGUGUGCUUAGGGUCGUUGUCCUGUUGGAAGGUGAACCUUCGCCCCCAGUCUGAGGUCCUGAGCGCUCUGGAGCAGGUUUUCAUCAAGGAUCUCUCUGUACUUUGCUCCGUUCAUCUUUCCCUCGAUCCUGACUAGUCUCCCAGUCUCUGCCACUGAAAAACAUCCCCACUGCAUGAUGCUGCCACCACCAUGCUUCACCUUAGGGAUGGUGCCAGGUUUCCUCCAGAUGUGACGCUUGGCAUUCAGGCCAAAGAGUUCAAUCUUGGUUUCAUUAGACCAGAGAAUCUUGUUUCUCAUGGUCAGGUGCCUUUUGACAAACUCCAAGCGGGCUGUCAUGUGCCUCCGUCAGGCCACUACCAUAAGGCCUGAUUGGUGGAGUGCUGCAGAGAUGGUUCUCCCAUCUCCACAGAGGAACUCUGGAGCUCUGUCAGAGUGAGGUUCUUGGUCACCUCUCUGAUGUAGGCCCUUCUCCCCCGAUUGCUCAGUUUGGCCAGGCGGCCAGCUCUAGGAAGAGUCUUGGUGGUUCCAAACUUCUUCCAUUUAAGAAUUAUGGAGGCCACUGUGUUCUUGUGGACCUUCAAUGCUGCAUACAUUUUUUGGUACCCUUCCCCAGAUCUGUGCCUUCGACCUCAUGGCUUGGUUUUUGCUCUGACAUGCACUGUCAAAUGUGGCUUAUAUAGACAGGUGUGUGCCUUUCCAAAUCAUGUCCAGUCAAUUGAAUUUACCACAGGUGGACUCCAAUCAAGUUGUAGAAACAGCUCAAGGAUGAUCAAUGGAAACAGGAUGCAAAGGGUCUAAGUACUUAUGUAAAUAAGGUAUUUCUUUUUUAAUUUUGUUCUAAAUUUACAAAAUUUUCUAAAAACCUGUUUUCGCUUUGACAUUAUGGGGUAUUGUGUGUAGAUUGAUGAGGAAAAAAAACAAUUUCAUCCAUUUUAGAAUAAGGCUGUAACGUAACAAAAUGUGGAAAAAGUCAAGGGGUCUGAAUUCUUUGUGAAUGCACUGUAUGUGCAGAUACAAAUGGAGAUGUCAUGGAUAAAUGGAUGUGCUUGGAUGCGGUAAUAAAUAAUCGUAUGUAUUUUAUGAGCACGUUGUUCUUUGCUGUAUGGAUACCAUGACAGGUUAUCUGCGUCAUAUUUACCGUAAUUUUCGGACUAUAAGCCGCGCCUUUUUUCAAAUUUUUCGACCCUGCGGCUUAUAUAACGGUGCGGCUAAUCUAUGGAUUUUUACAGCUAACGGCCACUAGAAGACCUCCUAAAUCUAUGGAUUUUACAGGUUACAGUCCACCAACUUUAACUCUAUGGGCUCUAUGACCGGUCCGCUCCCCCCACGUUUAAGCGGCGGGCUCCAGCAAGAAAAGCUGGAGGCCGGAAAAGUGAGACAGGUUGCGUGCAAAAGUAAAAGUGGAACCGAGAGUGGUACGAGAGACAGAACGAGAGACAGAACGAGAGCAAGACAGACAGACAUUACGAGAGCGAGACAGUUUGUGCAAAGGAAGUUUUCAUACACAAACCCUCAUUAUGGAAAACAAACGUAGAAAUGCAUAUGAUGCAGCUUUUAAGUUAAAGGCAGUCAAUCUGGCUGUCAAAACAUCCACGAUCAUUAACGGGUUCCGAAAGGCUGGACUGCAGCGUGAUGAAGAGGAGGACGCCGCCACAGCUGAGGCCCUUCAGAGGCUGUUCGAUUCCGACAGUGACGAAGAGGAGUUCGUUGGUUUUGAGAGCGACAACGAAGGAGAGAGGAGAGUGGCUGACGAAGCCACCCUGAGCCUGUUCGUUUCCGACACUGAAGAUGAGGACUUUGGUGGUUUUAGUACGCAGGAAGAAGACGGAGAUGAGGAUUAAUGACUUGACUUUUCUGGUUACAGCCGUGUACUGCACCUUAGCCUAAAAGAUGAAGACGAGGAUUAAUGACUUUUCUGGUAGGCUGAUUACCGUAUAUUUUAAGCAGCCGUGUUGCUGCAACUUUAGGCUUACGCGCUUACUGUCGUGUUACAGGCACUUUAUUUUGCACAUUUAAUUUAGCCAUUGAUAUUGCCUCGUCAAGCGCUGUAAGCUUUAUUUUGCACAUUUAAUUUAGCCAUUGAUAUUGCCUCGUCAAGCGCUGUAAGCUUUGUUUUUUGUUAUGGUACUACUGUAGGCUAUAAUGUAGAUAAAUAUUCAAAGAUGUGCACACUUUUUCAAGGUUUUUCAAAAAUAACCAAAGUUAAGUGGUUAAAUGAUUGUGACGCUAUUAACUAAUUUUGCUGGGGAACCCCUAGCACUCCCUCAAGGACCACUGGUUGAAAACCACUGCUGUAGAUCACUGCCGGUAUGUGCGCUGGGAGCGCACCGUUUAAGUUUGAAAGUUGAAAAGUUUGUGUCUGAAACGCUAUGUGAUACAGUACAGUUUACACAGCACAGUAUAUGUUCUGUAGCUACUAUUGCACUAAAUGGUAACACUUGAAUACGUUAUGCAAAUAUGCAACUUGUUUGUUGAAAUGUUAAUAAAUGGGAGCUUCCUCAAGCAGCCAUCUCUUUCCCGACAAUCCCCUCUGUGCACGAACCCUUACAUAUGGUAAUUAAACAUUAAAACACCUGCGGCUUAUAGUCCAGUGCGGCUUAUAUAUGUACACAUCAUUCAAUAUCAUUCAAUUUAGCUGCUGCGGCUUAUACUCCGGUGCGCCUUAUAGUGCGGAAAAUACGGUACUCUUAUACCGACGCCUUAAUACAUUACAUUGUUCCUAGGGAGUUGUUUCUCCAUUUCUCUUUUCACACACUACAUGCAAUUCUUAUGUAGAAAUACAUUCUGAUGCAGUCAGUGGUUCCCAAACUUUUCUUAGCAAGGUACCCCUAAUAAUACCCACCAUUUCUAUAGUAUUGGUUAGAGUUAGUAUGUAGUUUCCCCUCAAAUGUAUUCACAGCAUGACUUGAUCCCGCUAUCCCGCUCUCUUCUUCUCUCUCCCACUUUCUCUUUCUCCUCUAUCUCUCCCCUGACAGGUUGGGGACAUCGUGUCUGUUAUUGACAUGCCCCCCAAGGAGGACACCACAUGGUGGAGGGGCAAGCACGGCUUUCAGGUUGGUGACCCAGAAGCACACACACAAACACUGUGUCGCAGUCUAGAAUCUGGGGGACUCCACAAGGCCAGGAUUAUUAUUGUGCUUUACUCAUUUGGUUCACAUUUGGUUUGGCUGUUUAGCAAAUUUUACUCUGUGUACAAAUGUAUAUUGGCUCAUAUUGUUCAUUUGGGUGAAACAUUUUUCUUGUCAGUUAAAGACAGACAUACUUACAGAAUUGUAUCAUACAAAAUGCGUACAAAAUAAGUGGUUGUUCUCGAUCGGGAUGUGAUUAUAUUAGCUUAGCUGAGUUUUCCAGUAUUCCAUUUAAAGUGAUCAAUAGUCUUUCUUUGAGCCCAAUGAAGCCCAGUUUAGUGUUAUCUGUUGAUCCAGUCCAGCUGAACUUCCUGUGCCCUUAGCAUUGAACCCUGGCAGUGUUCUGGUCAUAGCUUACCCGUAGCAUUGCCUCCUGGCAGUGUUCUGGUCAUAGCUUACCCGUAGCAUUGCCUCCUGGCAGUGUUCUGGUCAUAGCUUACCCGUAGCAUUGCCUCCUGCGCACUUGGCUCUCCGCUCGCUGCCCCGGGGGACAAACACUCUGAUUCAGGCCAGCUGGGAGGGCAGCCAUAUUGGACGGGGCUUCACAACAUGUUAUUGAACGCAAGGACGAUUGGGAACUUCGGAAGCUGUUGUUGCCUGUUGGUUUGUUGUACUGUAGCUGUGUAUAUGCUGAGUUGACAGAGGAGAGUAGUUUGUUUGUGGUUUUGGUAUAUUAAACAGAUUUUUCAAUUAUGUAAAGCAUGGCACUCAUUCCUAGGAAGAAUUGUCUCAUACAUACAUGUCUUCAACAAAGAUGUCACGACUAUGUUAUUACACACAGUGUUGGUCCUUAAAACCAAUCUGGAUUUUGGAGGAAACACCACUGUAUGUUACUACUAGAUAUUGAAACAUUGAUUGGAUGGUAUAUCUGCUAUCACAAAGCAGAUGUCCAUGCCAUCCCUCCUAUUGCCACUGGAGGUCAGUCAGUCACCCUAGAGGCAGUCUGAGUCAGUCUGUGACUGGAGGUGGAUAGGCAGCUGAUAGCUGUCUUUAUUUACCAGCCUGCCUGCAGAGCCUCAGGGAAAGAGAGGGGGAAAGAGAUAAAGGGAGGGAAGGAGAGAGAAAGCUGGAGGAGCAACAGAGAGUGAGAAAGAGGGAGAGAGAAAAUCCAAGCAUGGCAAGGGUGAGCUUCUUUUGUUGAAUGCGCAUCAUGAGUCAACUCUUUCUAUAGUAUAGUACUGUUUGUAAGUCGCGAGACAGCUGGACCUUGGAUCCCUAUGAUAGUUACGUUCAACUUUCAACCGUCUUAUCAGUCACAUUACUACAAGAUGGAGGCAGUUUAUGUUGCAAAGCGUGCAGAUUAUAUACUCCUAAGCAAAUAGAAACACUUUUUUUGACAGUGUAUUAGUGUAGUCUGGGUCUCUAUGUUAGGCAUCACACAAGUUAAGAUUUGUUCCUCAGCGGACUAGAUGAUUAGUUGAUAAUGACAGAAUUGUUUUGUCAAACUACUCUGCUGGGAAUGGCUUUGUUUUAGCAGUUUCCCCCGUCUUCAUUAAAGUGCGCUAAAAUAUUUAUACCUCUUCUUCCUCCAAACUCCUUAAGUAAAGCCUAGUGUUUUAUAUUAUUCUAUUAUUCAAAAUGGAUUUCUUAACACACAGUUUAGCCUGAAGGCAUCUUAUGUCGAUUUGUAUUGGUAGGAUCAGUUGUGUUAGAUCAGAAAUUAGUUGUUUUACUCAUGUUCAUCGUUAAUUCGUAAAUACAUUCAAAGAUUAAGGAUAUUUUGCUUUCUGGUUGACUGUGGAGAAUUGAAACUAUCACAGUCUGUUCUUGACCUUUCUUCUGAUAUAAAACAUUUGGGCUAUACACACGCGCAUGCAGUCAAACACACAUAUCGCCCCACUGGGCUUUACCUCCGCAUCAGGUGACAAAUACCAUAGCUUGGGCAGCUAUUCAGGCACAUGAUCUUGAAUGAACACUGCAACGAGCACAGCACAGUGCCAAGUGGUAUCCUCGGGUCAAAGUACGCCCCUCGCUGGUCGUGCACCAACCUUUUAGUACAUAUUAAUACCAACUGCCUAUGGACUCCUUAAUACAGAGAGAGGUCUCCAACAAAAUACCAGAUACACAGUGGUGAAAUGUUGAUAUUAGGCUCACAACAUUGAAGAAGGGCCUUCUUAAGUGGAUGAAGCUUAUUUAUCAGUCUUUAAUGGUAAUGCGCUCCCUUUCUCGCUCUCUCUCACACUCACACAAACACGUGGUUACUCAUCCUCUCUGCUUACUCUCGCACUCUCUCUCUCUAAAAGUGUUGUGUGGCCUCUCUUCCCAGGUUGGCUUCUUUCCCAGUGAGUGUGUGGAGCUGAUAAACGACAAGGUUCCGCAGUCCGUCACCAACUCGGUGCCAAAACCAGGUACUGUACUUCCUCUCUAACAACCACAGUGAGGUGUCCUUGAAUCGCCUAAUGUUCGUUUCCACUGGGUGCUAUGCUGUUUUUGGUGAUGUGUGGAUAAAGUGUCAAGUAUACCUUAUCAAAAAUGUGCAGUUGUUGUUGUGGCUUUGACAUUAUUAACUAUGAACGACUAACUAGAUAUCUCUAUUUCUGCUAGCAGGAAGCAAUUGGUUAUAGAAAAUGUGUACCGUGUAUAUCAACAUGAUAGAGUAUGAUAAUGUCUGGUGAGAUGGGGGUGGAUUCCCAACAAUGAUCUCAUCUGUAAGUGUGUGGUGUGAUGAUGUGGUGGAUGGGAUGUGUGGUGUGUCAUGGUGACCAAACUGCAGCAGGUGCUAGUGCCACUCUGUGGAGGAGUAAGGGUAAUGCUCUACACAAGUGUCUGUCUGUCUCAGGCAAGCUGAGGCUAAAGCACCUAGCAUUCCACCUGGGGGAAAACCAAUCAUGUCAUUGCAAAGACCAAACAGCAGAGACCACCGAAUGAGUGAAGUCACGACCAACCCAAACGUUUAACUGGCCUUUUCAAACUUAUUUCAGGACUGGCUCCACCAUACAAUAGGGUGAAUCCAAAAGGAAAGUUUAGUGAAUGCAAAGGCCUAGGGAUUGAUUGAAGAGACUUGUGUAUUCAACACAACGCUAGACUGCAAAAGAAAAACAUAGUGUAUUCGGAAAGUAUUCAGACCCCUUGACUUUUUCCACAUUUUGUUACGUUACAGCCUUCUUCUAAAAUGAGUUACAUUCUUUUUUUCCCUCAUCAAUCUACACACAAUACCCAAUAAUGACAACACGAAAACAGGUUUUUAGAAAUGUUUCAAAUUUAUAUAUAUAUUUUUAAAAAAUACAUUUUUUACAAAAGUAUUCAGACCUUUUGCUAUGGGACUCGAAAUUGAGCUCAGGUGCAUCCUGUUUCCAUUGAUCAUUCUUGAGAUGUUUCUACAACUUGAUUGGAGUCCACCUGUGGUAAAUUCAAUUGAUUGGACAUGAUUUCGAAAGGCGCACACCUGUCUAUAUAAGGUCCCACAGUUGACAGUGCAUGUCAGAGCAAAAACCAAGCCAUGAGGUCGAAGAAAUUGUCCGCAGAGCUCCGAGACAGAAUUGUGUCGAGGCACAGAUCUGGGGAAGGGUACCAAAAAAUGUCUGCAGCAUUGAAGGUCCCCAAGAACACAGUGACCUCCAUCAUUCUUAAAUGGAAGUAGUUUGGAACCACCAAGACACUUCCUAGAGCUGGCCGCCCGGCUAAACUGAGCAGUUCGGGAGAAGGGCCUUGGUCAGGGAGGUGACAAAGAACCCAAUGGUCACUCUGACAGAGCUCCAGAGUUCCUCUGUGGAGAUGGGAGAACCUUCCAGAAGGACAACCAUCUCUGCAGCACUCCACCAAUCAGGCCUUUAUGGUAGAGUGGCCAGAUGGAAGACACUCCUCAGUAAAAGGCACAUGACAUCCCACUUGGAGUUUGCCAAAAGGCACCUAAAGGACUCUGACCAUAACAAACAAGAUUCUCUUGUCUGAUGAAACCAAGAUUGAACUCUUUGGCCUGAAUGCCAAGCGUGGAGAAAACCUGGCACCAUCCCUACGGUGAAGCAUGGUGGUGGCAGCAUCAUGCUGUGGGGAUGUUUUUCAGCAGCAGGGACUGGGAGACUAGUCAGGAUCAAGUAAAAAAAAUGUAAAAAUGUAAGUAAAGAUGAACAGAGCAAAGUGCAGAGAGAUUCUUGAUGAAAACCUGCUCCAGAGCGCUCAGGAUCUAAGACUGGGGCGAAGGUUCACCUUCCAACAGGACAACGACCCUAAGCACACAGCCAAUACAAGGCAGGAGUGGCUUCGGGACAAGUCUCUGAAUGUCCUUGAGAGGCCGGACUUGAACCCGAUCUAACAUCUCUGGAGAGACCUGAAAAUAGCUGUGCAUCGACGCUCCCCAUCCAACCUGAUAGAGCUUGAGAGGAUCUGCAGAGAAGAAUGGGAGAAACUCCCCAAAUACAGGUGUGCCAAGCUUGUAGCGUCAUUGUGGUCCUCUGUAGCUCAAUUGGUAGAGCAUGGCACUUGUAACGCCAGGGUAGUGGGUUCGAUCCCCGGGACCACCCAUACGUAAAAAUGUAUGCACACAUGACUGUAAGUCGCUUUGGAUAAAAGCGUCUGCUAAAUGGCAUAUUAUUAUUAUUAAUAUACCCAAGAAGACUCAAGGCUGUAAUCGCUGCUAAAAGUGCUUCAACAAAGUACUGAGUAAAGGGUCUGAAUACUUAUGUAAGUGUAAUAUUUCUGUUUUUUUAUAAACGUGUUAACAUUUCUAAAAACCUGUUUUUGCUUCAUCAUUAUGGGGUAUUGUGUGUAGAUUGAUGAGGGGGAAAAAAACAAUUUAAUCAAUCUUAGAAUAAGGCUGUAACGUAAUAAAAUGUGGAAAAAGUGAAGGGGUCUGAAUACUUUCCGAAUGCACUGUAACUCCUAGAUAAUUAUAUUGAUAUCUUUGCUCGAAUGUGAUGUUACCGUAUUGGUACGAUAUGUGUCCAAUGUGAAUUCCACUACUGGAACACAACAUAAAAAUGAAAUCCAUAGUUACCACGCUCUUGAAUAACCACUUAAACUUGUCUCAUGUCUCUGUUUGCACAAUUUCAAUACUAAUCCAAUGCAAACACAUAUUGCUGAUCUAUAGCUAGCCAAAGCAAACAGAUAAGCCACCUCAGUGCCCAAAAACAAACAUAGCCAUUCAACACGCGAGUGUACCAUAAAGCCCUAUUACAAUCAGAAAGUACAGCCACAACAUUCCAAUAUCACUGGCCACUUUAAGAAAUGGAACACUAGUCACUUUAAUAAUGUUAACAUAUCUUGCACUACUCAUCUCAUAUGUAUAUUCUGUAUUCUAUAAUAUUCAACUGUAUCUUAGUCCAUGCCGCUCUGUCAUUGCUUGUCCAUAUAUGUAUAUAUUCUUCAAUGCCAUUCCUUGCUUAGAUUUGUGUGUAUUGGGUAUAUGUUGUGAAAUUGUUCGAUAUUACUGCACUGUCGGAGCUAGAAGCACAAGCAUUUCGCUACUCCCGCAAUAACAUCUGCUAAACACGCGUAUGUGACAAAUAAAAUGUGAUUUGAUAGGCGUAGUAGAAACUCUGUCAUGCUUGGACUGACACCCUCUAACACAGGUAAUGCUCUUAGAUGGAUCGUGAAAAGUGCAGCUUAUGUCAUGUUUUUUUUUAAUGUUUUUGUUUUCUUUGUUCUUUUUGUCAUGUCCCUGCCCAUCUUCCAAAAACAUCUGAAACCUCUUCAAAGAAUAUCUUAAAUAACACAUCUGUCUUAUUCCCCCCCAUUGUCUUUUUCUACUAGCACUAACUUUGCUGAGAACUUAUUUAUCGAGGACAAAUGUACUUACUAUGACUGUGAAAUGUGGUUGUCUCACCUAGUUAUCUUAAUAUGAAUGCACUGACUGUAAGGCUCUCUGGAAAAAAGCGUCUGCUAAAUGACUAAAAUGUAAAUGUAAUGCCAAGCCCUUUCCAUGGCAUCCUGUCCUAUCCUAUAUCCUGAAAUGGUAUCCUAUACCCUAUAUAAAAUGCACUACUUUUGGCCAAAGCUUCAUUUGCUCUGGCCCAAAGUAGUGCACUAUAUAGGGAAUAAGGUCCCAUUUGGGACACAGCCCCAUGUACUCGCUCGAUCAGCCAAAGGCACGUUUAGCCUAAUUUCAAUCAGCCUUGAAAAAUCACUUUCAAUCCAAGGGGUGAAUCACCCAAUGACUGUGUCAGAACCAUCUAAGUGGCUUUGGGGUGGGGUGCCGGGUAGGAGCUGAACCAUGCAAGGCCUGCUGGGAAUGAUGUCAAGGCAGAGGGAACAGGGAAGUGAUGACAUGGCAAAAAAAAAGACACACCCCACAAGAUCCGCAAUGAGGAAUAGCAUCAUCAUAACUAUGCAGUCUCAGGUUUUGUUAGGGGUUAAGGCCCAAUGUUAUCUGGUACACAAACGUAAAAGCCAAUGUUUCCAAGCAUAUUAGAUGGUGUUUUGUCAAUAUGAAAAUAAUGCAUCAUACUGUCUGUCAUACUGUCACACAUGGUGUCCUGAAUGCACACAAAGAAGGCACACUGUGGAAAUUACUCAUUUGCUUGCCCAACCCUUUUGCUUUUAGGUGAUCUCCUCUCUUUGGGUUGCCAUGUUGGUCACAAACCUGACCAUUUGCAUGUCGUUUUUUUUGCACGGCUUCACUCUGCUCCAUGAAUGUUUAAUCUUGUUGUUUAUUUCACUGUCAUCCCCUCUGCCACCCCACCCCAGCAUCCCCCUGCUCGGGUCUGCGGCCUGCCUCCUGGAGUCUCUUCCCGCCCUGUGCGUGCUGGUAUACACCCCCCUCUCCCAUCCCCCUCACUCACACAAGACCCGUUCAAGGCAUCCUUCAUUCUUUCCUUCCUUGAAGUAAUCAAUGAUAAAAAAUGACUGGACAGGUAAAAGCCAUGUGAUGGAGCCAUUGCAUUCACCUCUCCAAUUAUGUCUAAUCAGUGAUUAGAGGAAGGUAGGAAGGAUGCACUUUUAAAGAAUUUGAACAAGGCCACACUUUCCUUACCUACAUUGUUUCCUCCUUUCACACCUGGUUGUCAAAUUCAAUUUGUUCAUUACAACACUUAAUGCUACUUUUUACUGCCUGACACCAAUUUUGACAGUGAAAAUGAUUGUAUUUGCUGCCAUUUCUUUCAAUGGCACCUCUACAAAGUUUAAGGAUUCACUGCCCAAUUAUGUAUUAUGAAAGUGUCAGAUGCCAAGCUAUCUGACUGAGUGACCGUCUCGAAACAGAAAAAAAUAUGUUGUUCCUGCCAUGUUCCUCCUCUAACAGAACCGUUCUCUCCUUCUCCGUUCCCCCGCUCCUACCUUCCUCUCCUUCCCGUCCAUCCGUCUGUGCGCCUGCAUGCAGAUUUGGAGAUGGAGAGUGUAAAGCAGGACAAUGCAUGGGUGGCCGACCCAUUAAACCACUACAGCCUGAGCUCAGGUAGACCCGUGUGUCCAUCCAUAUAUGUGCCAUAACCACCUCAGUGCUAACCCUCUACUAACGCACACAGCACGCCACUGAGGCACUCUGUCUGUCAGUCUGUUCACUAAGUCUCUACAAUACCAAUGCACUAGGACUAGAGUCCUUAGUUAAUUAUUAGUUAGAUACUCAUCAUUCUUAAUUCUUAGUGCAUUGGUAUUGUAUAUUUCAGGAUCCUUCUCUUUGGUGCAUGGGGACUCACUUGAACUGCUAAAUCCACUCACUCUCUAACCUGAACACUGUUGUCGGAGCGAAACGUAUCCACCUUUAUCAGAUUCACUUGCACUAGACUUGAUUAGCUUUGUUAUUUACCUUUUUCAUUUCAGGUUUAUCAGGAUUCCUUUUUGAACCGUUCUCUGUAUAUGCAAAUGACUGGACUAAAAAUAUUAUCCUGCUGCUUUUUUCUUCAGACCUCUUGAAUGUCCCCCUAUCUGUUUCCCAGUCAGCUGUAGUUGUCUACUGUUUGGUUUAACUUGAAAUACUUUUGGCUGUGGCUGGGGUCUAGACUGGCUUGAUUUAUUCAAGUCCCCCCUUUAAAGCGGGGGCUAUAAAAUGAUCCUUUGGCACAUUGUCCUACAACAGCAAGAAGCACAGUCUUCUCUAUGGUGACUGAAAUUGCUACAUUCCUAACAGGGGAACCCUGGCGUGUUCAAACGUACACUGACCAGCUCCCCUGCAUGGAAAAUGGCCUCUGUCCUUUUAGCAAGCUAACUGGGUUGACAUUUCUACCUCUGUAAUUUCAGAGUGAGCAGAUUGAAAUAACUCCUUUGCAGUUGGCUGCACCUCUAUAUCGAGAUGCCUUUGAAAUUGUCGAUCUGAGUUACUGUGGAAAACGUUCGCAUUUUUAACUUGAGUUUAAAAGGACAUCUGCAAACUGUCUCACUUGGAUGAAGGAUUACAAUGUAACUGAACCUAGAGUCCUUUUGUGUUACUUUCUUGACGUCUGAUCUACACAUUUAAACACUGAAUUCCGAGCUACAGUGUGAUCAGCUCUGCUCCUUUCUCCAGCUUGGCUGCUCCAGUAGGGCAGGUGUUUGUCCAGAUGUUCUGACCCCGCUACUCUUUCCAUCCCCUACUUCCUCCGUUGGCUGGAGCUGGCUUCCUGUCUGGGAACCAGUCUAGUGACUUGGGCAACUGUGAGGAGCGCAAACGAGCCAAGACAGCUGGAUGUGUCUAUGAGAAAAACAAAGUGAGAGAUAGAAGGAAGGAGAGAGAAAAUAUGUGAAGGAGGCAGUAAGAUUUGUCCAGCUUCUCCCCAUGGGAUUUUGGUCGACACGUCCUGGGCCGUGAAACUAUGUUAGGCACAGAGAUUGUAUCAGAAACUUAAGCCCUCAUUCUCUUUGAUGCGGGAUGAGGGUGCUCUCACCUACAAUGACCCCUUGGGUUGUGUUUUUGGUGUGCACACAAUGUGUGCAUAGUACGCUAAGGUGAAUACAAAGGCAAUGGUUUGUUUCAUUUAGGCUACUUUUAGGAGUGGUUGUUUGAGAGUAACCAAAAAUUAUCAAGGCGUUUCCCUUGUCAGUUAAUUUGAGAACGUCAAACCACAUUACACAGUUAAUUCUUUGUCCGAGUGGAGAUAUUGAGAAAAGAUUACCUGAGUCUAAAAUGGAAGCUGUCUUCACCCUGCAUGCAUUGAAUGUGUGUACAGUUCCACAAAAUGGUGUGUGGUAUAUUCUACCACUAAUUGCUUCUGUAGCAUUGGUGCCCUGUAAUAUUGACAGAUUUGUUGGUGCAGGAAUAUCAGUCCAUCUUUUUCUGAGGUGGAAUUUGCCCUUGCAUCAGAAUCUGCCACUUCAUAGUAAAUAGAGGAUGUCCUUGUUGUUUGGCCUCAAGACAACUCCAACCUUAAUUUAUAAGUUCAAGUUUUUACUUAGAAUUUCAAUCGCUCCUUGAUCACAUUACAUAGGCACCUCAAACCAACUUCGGAUUGUUCACAAGGUAGGGACACCCUUUGCUUUUCCCAACAAGCACUUUCACGAUUUUAUAUAAAUAUUAUAUAAAUAUAAAAAGCUCUUCAACCACGUGACUUAGCAACCUAAUUUCAACUGUCCAUUAUUACUUACAUAGAGGCAUGUUGUACAACCUUAGCUUUUCUCAUAAAAGGAUUCCUUAAUGUUUUAUAUAUACUGAACAAAAAUAUAAACGCAACAUGUAAAGUGUUGGUUCCAUGUUUCGUGAGCUGAAAUAAAAGAUCCCAGAAAAUGUCCAUACGCACAGAAAGCUUCUUUCUCUCAAAUGUUGUGCACAAGUUUUGUUUACAUCCCUGUUAGCAAGCAUUUCUCCUUUGCCAAGAGAAUCCAUCCACCUGAAAGGUGUGGCAUAUCAAGAAGCUGAUUAAACAGCAUGAUCAUUGCACAGGUGCACCCUGUGCUGGGGACAAUAAAAGGCCACUCUAAAAUGUGCAGUUUUGUCACACAACACAAUGCCACAGAUGUCUCAAGUUUUGAGGGAGCAUGCAAUUGGCAUGCUGACUGCAGGAAUGUCCACCAGAGCUGUUGCCAGAGAACUGAAUGUUCAUUUCUCUACCAUAAGCAGUCUCCAAUAUCUUUUAGAGAAUUUGGCAGUACAUCCAACCGGCCUCACAACCCCAAACAACGUGUUACCAUGCCAGCCCAGGACCUCCACAUCAGGCUUCUUCACCUGCAGGAUCAUCUGAGACCAGCUACCCCCGACAGCUGAUGAAACUGUGGGUUUGCACAACUGAAGAAUUUCUGCACAAAUUGUCAGAAACCGUCUCAGGGAAGCUCAUCUGCAUACUUCUAACCGUCCUCACAACAGCAUAACACAUGUAUGAUAUCAUUAGGGCGAGCAGUUUGCUGUUGUCAAUGUUGUGAACAGAGUGGCGGUGGGGUUAUGGGAUGGGCAGGCAUAAGCUAUUGACAACCUACACAAUUGCAUUUAUCGAUGGUAAUUUGAAUGCACAAAAAUACCAUGAUGACAUCCUAAGGCCCAUUGUGAGACCCAUUUUUUUAAAGGUAUCUGACCAACAGAUGCAUAUCUGUAUUUCCAGUCAUGUGAAAUCCAUAGAUUUCUUCCAUAGCUAAUUUAUUUAUUUUAAUUGAGUGAUUUCCUCAUAUGAACUGUAAAAUCAAUUAAGUUGUUGCGUUUAUAUUUUUGUUCAGUAUAGCUCAAAUCAUUCGCGAGCUAUGGAUGUUUGUACGUCUGAAUGUCUGGCGAAUAUCGAAUCAUUACCACGGUGAGUAACUUGAUUUGAACACUUUUGUUCCAAGACAGUAUAUUCUUUCCUACCAAAUAUGCCACUCUGAGGCUCAAGAUGGAUUCGAUUUUUCUAUUAACGUACAUGUUUUAAUGAGAUGCUCAAAUUUUAAUUUACAUGUACUUGUAUGUGGUUCGGGUUGUUGUGGGUUCAUGUUGAAACUUGAUAUGGUUGUUAUCAUCGAAGUUAUAUAUAUAUAUUUACAUAGCGAAUGGCAAAUUAUUUAGUCAUUUUUAUUAUACUGCAGACACCACGGCAUUCAUCUAUUUUCAGCGUCAUUAAACUAUACAAUGCUUGCGAGUGACAUUUUCAUAUUCCUGCCUGCUCCCAUAAAGAGAGGAAUGAAUUACCCAAUUUGAAACGGAAUUGCGGUCGUAUUCUACAUAGAUUGGCACAGCGUUCCCAUGCGUUGUCUUCUGACUAGUUUGGUUGUAAACUGACACGGGAAGGGGCUGGUCAUUAACUGAAAGAAAAAAAAGGAAAGAAUUCUGUGAAGAAAUGUAGCUUGCUUAGCAAUUGACGAGCGAGGUGCACACUUAUCCGAAUUGUCUUUUGACUGCUAUUCACUGUCCACGGGUACCCUACGUUUUGUGAUUGAAGGUUUGUCGGCGGUGUCUUUUGAAGUAAUUAGUCGUUAAACAAAUGAUAAGGAGUUGCAGUUACAGUAUGAGUGUCUAAGGAAAUGUCUACAGUUUACCUUGGAUUCCCUAUUUAAAGUCCCAUCAUAAAGUGAGAAUCCCACUGCGUUUCGCAGGUAAGAAUGUAUUACGGUAUGGGAUUUAAUGUGUUGUAGCCUAGUUGUGUGCACUUCAGUUGAAUGGGUUGAAGCUGUCUUUCCUUGCCCCUUAAUUAUUUGGCACCUUUUCACAGCUCAUUGAUUGACAACCUGAAAUUAGGUUGUCAAUCAAUGCGCUCGAGCCGUUUUGUUGAUCUUCUCUGAAAUUUGUAACAAUGUAACACUCAUGGGGCAGUCAUUAAAGGGAUACUUCGGGAUUUUGGCCAUUGAAGACCUUAUCUACUUCCCCAGAGUCAGAUGAACGGUUUCCAUUAGUUACCACAGCCACAAAGUCGAAAAUUGCUUUUCGGUCUUAAAGGUUAGCUGUGUGGUUAAUGUUAAUGUUAAAAUCACAUUUUAAAGACGAGAAAUUGUAGAAAUAGGUGGGGUUUGACUUUGUGGCUGUGGUAACUAGUGGCCCGUUUGAAGGAAGUUGCAAUUGCUGACUAACAUUACAUAGCUCUUGAAACUCAAAUCAACCCUAACAUUCCUUUGACAAUUACCCUAAAAUAAGUUAGUUGCUUCCUACCGAGUUUAAUGAGGGUACCAGCCAUUGCCCAACUAUGUCACAGGUUAGGUUGAUAGUGCUUUCCCAGCUUAUUACCUUCAGUGACUGAGCCAGUUGUGAGGGUCUGUUAACAUUCAACAGCAGUUAGUUAUGUGUCUAAUAGGCAGACCUAUUUCUAUGAUUCAGAUUCCUUCAGAAUUCUCUUAUGCUCACAAAAACAGUAUUGAAUUUUUAUUACCCCCUUUAUUGUUGUGGCAAUGACAUCAUAUAAUGACAUGCUUUAAAUUGAUUCAUAGCUUUGAGAUACCACAGUGAUCCUUUAGAGGUAUAUUUGGCUUUUCAGUUUGAAUGUCCUCAACCUUAUCUCGACAAAGGCUGAGAUGGAUGUCUUACAAAUCAGUUUCAUGUGGACUUGCUGAAAAUAUGACGUCAAAAUGAACUCACUCUGGUCCCCCAAGACAAAUAUUGCUCUAUUUAUUAGUUGUCGUUAGACUGAAGGACCAUUUGCAUAGUUGUCCUGUGAGACCACACACUUGUGGCUGACGUCGUCCCUCUCUCCUCAGCCAGAACUCUCUUACUCCAAUGGGGUAUUCAGCUUUGAACAAUCAGCCAUUCUGGCCUGGCUAUGACACGCGCUCCAGCUCUCAUAACAAAACAGAGGUCACUGUCUCCCAGGACCACGUUUAAUAGGCAGAUGCACGUCUACUGUUUGCUUGGGACACAAACUGGCUCCCAUGGACACCAUUGGCAAUUAAAGAUCUUUUUGGGCCACAGCUUGCAUAUAAUUGGAGAAUACUAUUAUACUGUGUUACUGUAUUCAUCUCUCAAUGGUGUCAUUUCUCAAUAUUCUAUAGCAGUUGUCCCCAUGGAGACCAUAGGACCUACCUUGGUGAAGAAUGUAAACAUUGGCUCAAGGCAGCACAAUGCUCCCCCUCUAUAAAAAUGCUUGAGACUAAAGGUGUCUGUAUGCUUCCAAUCCAGAACAGUUUGGAACAGUUCUUGCAUAUAUUAUGACUACAUUUUGUGAUGUUUUUGUUCGUUCUGGUCUUUGGCAAGGUUUUUUCCCGCUGUUCGUGCACACUUAAUUUUUUCUCAAGGCAAGCCGAAGUCGGUAGUCGAAGUCUGCGCCCAUUCGUCGGUGAUCGGUCAACAGUAGGGAUUUUUCAUUGAAGUGUUUGUUGUCAUUAAACGAGAGAUGAAUCGUUUUCAUGCACAAUUUUUCAAUUGAGAAAUACUUGGAUGUAAAAUUGUGAAAACGUCAAAAUUAAUGACUGAUUUCUUGAGUUAUCUUAGAUUAAUUCUGACUAUUUUGAGGAAGUGUAUACUGGCUACGGCGUCUCAAGAUGGACAAACAGUACUAUUGUCGCUUCUCAUUUUUUAAACGAAGGUCUAUUAAGGGAGUAUGCGAGCACACUGGUUCGCGCCACCCGAAUCGAAGUAUGCGGAAGGCUUUAAGAGGGGCUGUUGUAAACUGGGGGAUGGGGGGGUGUAAUUGAUUAGGUAACCGGAGCGUGAAGCCUGUUGAACGUGAGCAGGUUGCAAUAAGGCUCUCCUAAUAGAGCAUGAAGUUGACAUAAUAGUUGGUUUCCUUGACAUUCCUCUCCAGUAGUAUUGUUGGAUUGAUGUUGCAAGUAGAUAAGACCGCAAUUGACAGACUUAUAUCCAUUGGACUUUACUUGGAAAUGCAUGGUUUAGUUUCAUGGCAUUAGCAUACCUUUUUUUGUCAGUGUUAUCUCUGCAAUCUAAGCAACAAUCCCUAUUCCAGAGAAGUUUCAACCAAUGCCCCUCUCAAACACUAACUUUGACCUUGUGGUUUGCAUCUACAUUUGGCCUGCACGCAUCCUUUGAUUUGGCCUGCACGCAUCCUUUGAAACGACCCAGCCUAAUGGAAUGGAAUGUAGCGGUUGAUGCGGGGCCGACAGCAGAGAACGAGCGUUAUGUUUGCUAUUACGCCGGUAACGGUUACUUUACCACACAUCCGGUCCCAGAGCGCACUGGAGCCUCGCCUGUCACAUGUGCGCUCCAGCAAUCACAACUGUUUUGAUAGCUCACCGUCUAUGGCCUCUGGCCAAGCUUUGGCUCCUCUUCGUUUUUCUCUCUCUCCCCCUCUGUCAUUAUUUCUCCCUCUCCACAUGUUAGUUCAGCAGCAGCUGUCAUGGCGUGCAGAGAGUGGAAGGAACAGAAGAGGGGAAGAAAAAAAGACAAUUGAGAUCCUUAUUUUUCCCACUGAUAUUCUGAUCCAAACAUUUCCCUAGAUAAUCUUAGGAAUGGGCUGAGGAGGAGAAACAAAACUGUUGGCAGGAAAUCUGGUUAAUUAGAAAUAGCUUUAUCUAUCGAAGAUUACUGAGAGGAUAGCUAUGCAAAAGUGCCACGUGGAAUGUUAUUGUUAGAGGUGGGACCAAGUCAUUAUUAUUCGAGUCACAAGCUCCAAAUCUCAAAUCGAGUCCCAAGUAGAACGGGUCAAAGUCGUGCAUUCUAAGAGCAAGUCCAGUUUUUUUUUCAAACAAGUUUCAAGUCAAGUAAAUGCAAUGACUUACUGCAACUCCAAAUCUUUGUCUAUUUAUUGAGGCUACCAGACAGCCCUUUUCAUUAUUUUGUUUCAACACAUUUUGAUUAUGUAAUUGUAAAAUAGGGACAUUGUAGCAGUUAUGAGGACAAGAAAUCAGCAGAAGGCAUGGCAGGUUGACAUUCUCAGUAUAUAUUUAUUUACAGGUGAUGGUGAAUGGUGAAAGUGCCAUAUCAUACAAAAUAUACAAGUAGGUUUACCAAAUAUACACGAGCAAUAGCCCAAAAGAGAUAGGACAUGUUAAGCCUGAUAGAGAGGUCAUCUGAACGGACACAGGUAUAGGCCAUGACUGCACAGCCUGCCCUUGAGAAACCAAAUUGAAUCUGUCUAACAGGAGCUCAAACAGAUACAUACAGUGAGGGGAAAAAAGUAUUUGAUCCCCUGCUGAUUCUGUAUGUUUGCCCACUGACAAAGAAAUGAUCAGUCUAUAAUUUUAAUGGUAGGUUUAUUUGAACAGUGAGAGACAGAAUAACAACAUAAAAAUCCAGAAAAACACAUGUAAAAAAUGCUAUAAAUUGAUUUUCAUUUUAAUGAGGGGAAAUAAGUAUUUGACCCCCUCUCAAUCAGAUAGAUUUCUGGCUCCCAGGUGUCUUUUAUACAGGUAACGAGCUGAGAUUAGGAGCACACUCUUAAAGGGAGUGCUCCUAAUCUCAGUUUGUUACCUGUAUAAAAGACACCUGUCCACAGAAGCAAUCAAUCAAUAAAUUCCAAACUCUCCACCAUGGCCAAGACCAAAGAGCUCUCCAAGGAUGUCAGGGACAAGAUUGUAGACCUACACAAGGCUGGAAUGGGCUACAAGACCAUCGCCAAGCAGCUUGGUGAGAAGUUGACAACAGUUGGUGCGAUUAUUCGCAAAUGGAAGAAACACAAAAGAACUGUCAAUCUCCCUCGGCCUGGGGCUCCAUGCAAGAUCUCACCUCGUGGAGUUGCAAUGAUCAUGAGAACGGUGAGGAAUCAGCCCAGAACUACACGGGAGGAUCUUGUCAAUGAUCUCAAGGCAGCUGGGACCAUAGUCACCAAGAAAACAAUUGGUAACACACUACGCCGUGAAGGACUGAAAUCCUGCAGGACCCGCAAGGUCCCCCUGCUCAAGAAAGCACAUAUACAGGGCCGUCUGAAGUUUGCCAAUGAACAUCUGAAUGAUUCAGAGGAGAACUGGGUGAAAGUGUUGUGGUCAGAUGAGACCAAAAUGGAGCUCUUUGGCAUCAACUCAACUUGCCGUGUUUGGAGGAGGAAUGCUGCCUAUGACCCCAAGAACACCAUCCCCACCAUCAAACAUGGAGGUGGAAACAUUAUGCUUUGGGGGUGUUUUUCUGCUAAGGGGACAGGACAACUUCACCGCAUCAAAGGGACGAAGGACGGGACCAUGUACCAUCAAAUCUUGCGUGAGAACCUCCUUCCCUCAGCCAGGGCAUUGAAAAUGGGUCGUGGAUGGGUAUUCCAGCAUGACAAUGACCCAAAACACACGGCCAAGGCAACAAAGGAGUGGCUCAAGAAGAAGCACAUUAAGGUCCUGGAGUGGCCUAGCCAGUCUCCAGACCUAAAUCCCAUAGAAAAUCUGUGGAGGGAGCUGAAGGUUCGAGUUGCCAAACGUCAGCCUCGAAACCUUAAUGACUUAGAGAAGAUCUGCAAAGAGGAGUGGGACAAAAUCCCUCCUGAGAUGUGUGCAAACCUGGUGGCCAACUACAAGAAACGUCUGACCUCUGUGAUUGCCAAAAUAGUUUUGUCACCAAGUACUAAUUCAUGUUUUGCAGAGGGGUCAAAUACUUAUUUCCCUCAUUAAAAUGCAAAUCAAUUUAUAACAUUUUUGACAUGCGUUUUUCUUGAUUUUUUUGUUGUUAUUCUGUCCCUCACUGUUCAAAUAAACCUACCAUUAAAAUUAUAGACUGAUCAUUUCUUUGUCAGUGGGCAAACUUACAAAAUCAGCAGGGGAUCAAAUACUUUUUUCCCCUCACUGUAUAAGCACUUGGCCCAUCCCAGGACCAUACAAUUACCCAACUGGCAAUUACAACCAAUAAAUGGCAAUUUCCACAUCCAUUGUUACAUUUGUACACUCGUCUUAAUCAGACUUAAUGAUUAUUAAUGAUAUUUCAUCACCAUUCAUACAUGGAACAAUAAUUUUCUCUUAUUCACCGUACUGACUCCAAAGUGUGGCGCACAUGCCAUGUAGCAUAUUUCUAUGCACACUGAUGCACACGCGCUCCUGUUACGCACAACCAGAAUGACAGAGACAUAGGACACAGACGGAACUCCGAAAUAACUUGAAAUAUGAACAAAGGAAACCAUACCAGAGCCCGACAAUGGAGCUCUCAUUCGAAACCCAACAUUAGCAUGAAUUACGUCAACAAGCAGUACAACAUUACAAUUAUUUUCCUAGAUGUGAGAUAAUUAACUUGUCUGUAAUAUCGUAUAGCUUUGGAAUCAUGACAUUACGUAAUUUAGAGGAAAAUAGGCAGGUUUCUCGACUCACUCUAACUUUGAGAAGGGAUUGCAUGACGAUUUAGCUUAGCAAACGCGUGACGCAGCAUGACACCGUGAACGCGAUUGGUCGACAGUCUGUUGGGUGGGGCAUUAUAUGUUCCUCCUUUCAUUGCCCAAUGGGAUUCCUAUCUCCGAUCUGUUAUCACAUAAUGUAUUGUCUGUUGUUAUGACAGGCACACGCUAGCUGUUCAUUACAAAAAUGUUUUCUUACGGAAACCAUAAUAUAAAUUACACUGUUAUUCAAUUGAAAAUAUAUUGGCUUUAUAUUAACAGCAAAUGUCAUGCGCUGAUGACUGAAAACGUUAAUGCAGGAAUUUCUUUCAUCACAUUCCCAGUGGGUCAGAAGUUUACAUACACUCAAUUAGUAUUUGGUAGCAUUGCCUUUAAAUUGUUUAACUUGGGUCAAAUGUUUCGGGUAGCCUUCCACAAGCUUCCCACAAUAAGUUGGGUGAAUAUUGGCCCAUUCCUCCUGACAGAGCUGGUGUAACUGAGUCAGGUUUGUAGGCCUCCUUGCUCGCACACGCUUUUUCAGUUCCGCCCACAAGUUUUCUAUAGGAUUGAGGUCAGGGCUUUGUGAUGGCCACUCCAAUACCUUGACUUUGUUGUCGUUAAGCCAUUUUGCCACAACUUUUGAAGUAUGCUUGGGGUCAUUGUCCAUUUGGAAGACCCAUUUGCGGCCAAGCUUUAACUUCAUGACUGAUGUCUUGAGAUGUUGCUUCAAUAUAUCCACAUAAUUUUCCUUCCUCAUGAUGCCAUCUAUUUUGUGAAGUGCACCAGUCCCUCCUGCAGCAAAGCACCCGCACAGCAUGAUGCUGCCACCCCUGUGCUUCACGGUUGGGAUGGUGUUCUUUGGCUUGCAAGCCACCCCCUUUUUCCUCCAAACAUUACAAUGGUCAUUAUGGCCAAACAGUUAUAUUUUUGUUUCAUCAGACCAGAGGACAUUUCUCCAAAAGGUACGAUCUUUGUCCCAAUGUGCAGUUGCAAACCGUAGUCUGGCUUUUUUAUGGCGGAUUUGGAGCAGUGGCUUCUUCCUUGCUGAGCGGCCUUUCAGGUUAUGUCGAUAUACGACUAGUUUUACUGUGGAUAUAGACACUUUUGUACCUGUUUCCUCCAGGAUCUUCACAAGGUCCUUUGCUGUUGUUCUGGGAUUGAUUAGCACUUUUCGCACCAAAGUACGUUCAUCUCUAGGAGACAGAACGUUUCUUCUACAAUUUCUUUUCUGAGGUCUUGGCUGAUUUCUUUUGAUUUUCCCAUGAUGUCAAGCAAAGAGGCACUGAGUUUGAAGGUAGGCCUUGAAAUACAUCCACAGGUACACCUCCAAUUGACUCAAAUGAUGUGAAUUAGCCUGUCAGAAGCUUCUAAAGCCAUGACAUCAUUUUCUGGAAUUUUCCAAGCUGUUUAAAGGCACAGUCAACUUAGUGUAUGUAAACUUCUGACCCACUGGAAUUGUGAUACAAUACAUUUGUGGAGUGGUUUUAAAACGAGUUUUAAUGACUCCAACCUAAGUGUAUGUAAACUUCCGACUUCAACUGUAAGUAGCACAGAUAGCUUGCUUGCUAGCUAGCUAGGCUAACUACAUUGCUGGUUAGCUAGCCAGCUAAUGUUAACCAAAUGAGCAUGUGAUGAGGACAGGGCGGCUUGCUUGGUGAAGUGUACUUUUGAUUAUUUACUUAUUUAAUUACGCUGUUACUGGCUCUGGCAAGCUACUCACCGUCAAACCACCAUGUCCACUCUGACUCAAGUCAUGACUUACAGGCUGAAUGAUGUUCAAUGAGCAGCUCGUAGAGCGCCCUCUUCAGGCAACCAUUGAAAAAGUAUAUGUAUAUAAUAUCGCUGCUUUAUCGGCGGAAUAAAGACCGAUACAAAUAUUUCUGAGAAAGGCUAAUAUCAGCCGAUAAUAUCGGUCAACCGAUUUAUCGUUCGGGCUCUAAAUAAGCAGAAUUUCUACCUCAUACGUCUUGCGAACGUUCAUGUGCACAAUAAACAUCGUGCCCACUCAGAGGGUAAGAAAUUGCUAAUGAAAAUGUAUCAAACAUGAAACAUAAAUAUCUAAGUGUUGCAAUAAACGCUACGGGGAUGGAAUGAUGAAACGCCAUUAAUUAUUGUAGGAUUAGAUGUAAUAUAGAUUUACCACAUAUGCAUUUAAAUGUCUAAAAGCAACAGCAAACAUUUCAACAAGAGAACAAAGCGCUCUCCACUGGCGGGAGUUUGGAGAGUGCAAGUGGAGAGAUGUGCGUUCUCCAGUAAUAAUACAUUUUAACAAAUUCCAAAUUCAAGCUUCAUAAGUAAAUUAUAAAUUUCAAGCAAUUUUGAAAUACCAAAAGGCCUAUGCUAGUAAUUGUUGCUUGAUGCCCAAUUCCUGGUGAGCUUGCAAAGUAAACAGUUAAUUUUCUUGAUCACCAAACAAUUUUUGGAGCUGCAUAUUUAUUUAUUAUGGCAAUCCUCUCUCCCUACAAUUUGACGUUUGCGCUGCACCCCAUCCUAUAGCUGUACAGCAAAUCGUCUAUCUGUCAAUUAGCUCACCCAUUUUACAUUUACAUUUUAGUCAUUUAGCAGACGCUCUUAUCCAGAGCGACUUACAAGAGCAAUUAGGGUUAAGUGCCUUGCUCAAGGGCACAUUUACGUCAUUUAGCAGACGCUCUUAAACAGAGCGACUCACAAAUUGGUGCAUUCACCCGACCUGUGUUGAUUGACAGUUUGCUGGUCCAAUCAGAGGGCAGAGUGUGUGUUUAACUAGCCAAUCUUUUGCACGUUUUUUUGCAAGGGUGAUGCUGCGGCUACUCACUCUGGCUGCGUGGAGAGUCAUCCAGGGAGACACUGCCACAAAAUGAGUGACAAAAUGUUACAAAAUCUGGCCAGAUAAUUUCAAGUCAUUAGUCUCAAGUCAGAGUCCCGAGUCAUGAGGCUCCAAGUCAAGCCUCAAGUUAUUUUAUUUUCUAGUCCACAACAGUUGUUAGUGCCCUCUACAGUGGUACUUAACUGUGAAAGUUGUAAAGAUAAAGAACAGACAGUAGCUGCUUUGUGUUGACUCUGACAGGCAUUUAUACUUAAAGUGUGUCCUUGUUUGCCUCUGCAGCCAGCAUUAUGUUGGCGUAUUUCAUACUGCUGCUUACAGUGCCUUAAUAGGCCUAAUUAAUGAUGGUUUCCUUUCAAAAAGUAGUAAAAGUAUUUUAUUACUGUAUGAGCAUCCUGACAGUCCGCCUCACCAGUUUUAUCACAACAAUGCUCCCCAUAACUGUCAAAAUUCCACACAUAUUUUUUAAUCGUCUGCCAGUUGAUUUUUUUUGUCCAAGUGUUCCACAUGCAGAUCUCAGGGUGAGACUGUUGGCUCUAAUUUGACUUGAUGUGGACCGUGGAGACUUCCACCCUGUCCAAGCAUCAUGGGAGCCACCCAACCACCCGAGGAGCAGCUCUCUGCCCCACUGGCAUUUGAUAGGUUUCCAGAUGCAUACCAUGAUAUAAGAAGCUAUCAGCAACCGCUGGGAAAGUUACAUCACCCCGAUCAUCUAGCCCGGCUGCUAGUCUUAAAUCUGAGCGUUAAUGUUGCGGAGGACAGUGUGUUGCUUUACCCGACCGUGUGCGAUAGUUUUAACCAUAUGGUUUUCAUUUUGGAGGCUUUCGCCAAAGAUUGAUUAAACAAUGAGCUCAUCGUGGUUACGACGUCGACCACGAAGAUUCCAUCUGCUAGCCCCGGCCCGCUAGCACACGCUAGCCGUGGCCUCUUACUCGCUAGUGCUUUAGCAGCCUCCGAACUAUCCUAUUGCUGUUCACCGGACCUUAUGAUAACUCAGCUAUACAGCUGAUGUCUGCUGGACUGUUCCUUUUUACGGUACUACAUCCUGUUUAUGUUUAGCCUCAGCCCAAACAUGGUUAGCUUAUUGUUGUUUCGGUUAUUUCUAAUUGUACUAUUUCACUGUAGAUCCCCCAGCCCAGCUAAACCUGCCUUAGAUAGCUCCUUUGUCCCACCCCCCAUACACGCGGAGACCGACUCAAUUGAUGCCUCCAGUGAUGCUAUCUCUUUCAUUGUUACCCAACGCUUAGGUUUACCUCCACUUUACUCAUAUCCUUCCAUAUCCUUGUCUGUACAUAAUGCCCUGAAUCUUUUCUACAACACCCGGAAAUCUGCCCCCUUUAUUCUAUGUACCCAACGCACUAGAAGACCAGUUCUUAAAGCCUUUAGCCGUAUCCUUAUUCUAGUCCUCCUCUGUUCCUCUGGUGAUGUAGAGGCUAACCCAGGCCCUGCAGCCCUCAGUAUCACUCCUACUCCCCAGGCGCUAUCAUUUGCUGACUUCUGUAAUCGCAAAAGUCUUGGUUUCUUGCACGUAAAUAUCAGAAGUCUACUUCCUAAGUUUGAGUUAUUCACUGCGUUAGCACACUCCGCCAACCCUGAUGUUCUAGCAGUGUCUGAAUCCUGGCUCAGGAAGGCCACCAAAAAUUCUGAAAUGUCCAUCCCCAACUAUAACAUUUUCCGUCUAGAUAGAACUGCCAAUGGGGGUGGAGUUGCAAUCUACUGUAGAGAUAGCCUGCAGAGCUCUAUCAUACAAUCCAGGUCUGUGCCCAAACAGUUUGAGCUUCUACUUCUAAAAAUCCACCUUUCCAGAAAUAAGUCUCUCACUGUUGCCGCUUGCUACAGACUCCCCUCAGCCCCCAGCUGUGCCCUGGACACCAUAUGUGAAUUGAUUGCCCCCCAUUUAUCCUCAGAGUUCGUACUGCUUGGUGACCUAAAUUGGGAUAUGCUUAAUACCCCGGCCAUCCUACAAUCCAAACUAGAUGCCCUCAACCUCACGCAAAUUAUCAACGAACCUACCAGGUACAACCCUAAAUCCGUAAACAUGGGUACCCUCAUAGAUAUCAUCCUGACUAACAUACCCUCUAAAUACACCUCAGCUGUCUUCAACCAGGAUCUCAGCAAUCACUGCCUUAUUGCCUGCGUCCGUAACGGGUCCGCGGUCAAACGACCACCCCUCAUCACUGUCAAACGCUCCCUAAAACACUUUAGCGAGCAGGCCUUCCUAAUUGACCUGGCCCAGGUAUCCUGGAUGGAUAUAGAUCUCAUUCCGUCAGUAGAGGAUGCCUGGUUGUUCCUUAAAAGUAAUUUCCUCUCAAUCUUAAAUAAACAUGCCCCAUUCAAAAAAUACAGAACUAAGAACCGAUAUAGCCCCUGGUUCUCCUCAGACUUGACUGCCCUUGACCAGCACAAAAACAUCCUGUGGCGUACUGCAUUAGCAUCAAAUAGCCCCCGCGAUAUGCAACUUUUCAGGGAAGUUAGGAACCAAUAUACACAAGCAGUCAGGAAAGCAAAGGCUAACUUUUUCAAACAGAAAUUUGCAUCCUGUAGCACUAACUCCAAAAAGUUUUGGGACACUGUAAAGUCCAUGGAGAAUAAGAGCACUUCCUCCCAGUUGCCCACUGCACUGAGGCUAGGAAACACUAUCACCACCGAUAAAUCUACAAUAAUCGAGAAUUUCAACAAGCAUUUUGCUACAGCUGGCCAUGCUUUCCAUCUGGCUACCACUACCCCGGCCACCAACUCUGCACCCUCCGCUGCAACUUGCCCAUGCCCCCCCCCCGCUUCUCCUUCACACAAAUUCAGACAGCUGAUGUUUUGAAAGCGCUGCAAAAUCUGGACCCCUACAAAUCAGCUGGGCUAGACAAUCUGGACCCUUUCUUUCUAAAACUAGCCGCCGAAAUUGUCGCUACCCCUAUUACUAGUCUGUUCAACCUCUCUUUCAUAACGUCUGAGAUCCCCAGAGAUUGGAAAGCUGCCGCGGUCAUCCCCCUCUUCAAAGGGGGUGACACUCUAGAUCCAAACUGCUACAGACCUAUAUCCAUCCUGCCCUGCCUUUCGAAAGUAUUUGAAAGCCAAGUUAACAAACAGAUCACCGACCAUUUCGAAUACCACCGUACCUUCUCCGCUAUGCAAUCCGGUUUCCGAGCUGGUCAUGGGUGCACUUCAGCCACGCUCAAGGUCCUAAACGAUAUUAUAACCGCGAUUGAUAAUAGACAGUACUGUGCAGCCGUCUUCAUCGACCUGGCCAAGGCUUUCGACUCUGUCAACCACCGCAUUCUUAUUGGCAGACUAAAUAGCCUUGGUUUCUCAAAUGACUGCCUCGCCUGGUUCACCAACUACUUCUCAGAUAGAGAUCAGUGUGUCAAAUCGGAGGGCCUGUUGUCUGGACCUAUGGCAGUCUCUAUGGGGGUGCCACAGGGUUCAAUUCUUGGGCCGACACUUUUCUCCGUGUAUAUCAAUGAUGUCGCUCUUGCUGCUGGUGACUCUCAGAUCCACCUCUGCGCAGACGACACCAUUUUGUAUACAUCUGGCCCUUCAUUGGACACUGUGUUAACAAACCUCCAAACGAGCUUCAAUGCCAUACAACACUCCUUCAGUAGCCUCCAACUGCUCUUAAACACUAGUAAAACUAAAUGCAUGCUUUUCAAUCGAACGCUGCUGGCACCCGCCCACCCGACUAGAAUCACCACUCUCGACGGGUCUGACCUAGAGUAUGUGGACAACUACAAAUACCUAGGUGUCUGGUUAGACUGUAAACUCUCCUUCCAGACUCACAUAAAGAAUCUCCAAUCCAAAGUUAAAUCUAGAAUCGGCUUCCUAUUUCGCAACAAAGCCUCCUUCACUCAUGCUGCCAAACAUGCCCUCGUAAAACUGACUAUCCUACCGAUCCUUGACUUCGGCGAUGUCAUUUACAAAAUAGCCUCCAACACUCUACUCAGCAAAUUGGAUGUAGUCUAUCACAGUGCCAUCCGUUUUGUCUCCAAAGCCCCAUACACUACCCACCACUGUGACCUGUACGCUCUUGUUGGCUGGUCCUCACUACAUGUUCGUCGUCAAACCCACUGGCUCCAGGCCAUCUAUAAAUCACUGCUAGGCAAAUCCCCGCCUUAUCUUAGCUCAUUGGUCACCAUAGCAGUACCCACCCGUAGUCUGCGCUCCAGCAGGUAUAUCUCACUGGUAAUUCCCAAAGCCAACACCUCCUUUGGCCGCCAUUCCUUCCAGUUCUCUGCUGCCAAUGACUGGAACGAAUUGCAAAAAUCUCUGAAGCUGGAGACUCUUAUCUCCCUCACUAACUUUAAGCAUCAGUUGUCAGAGCACCUUACCGAUCACUGCACCUGUACACAGCCCAUCUGAAAUUAGCCCACCCAACUACCUCAUCCCUAUAUUGUUAUUUAUUUUGCUCUUUUGCACCCCAGUAUCUCUAUUUGCACAUAAUCUCUUGCACAUCUAGCAUUCCAGUGUUAAUACUAUUGUAAUUAUUUUGCACUAUAGCCUAUUUAUUGCCUUACCUCCAUAACUUGCUACAUUUGCACACACUGUAUAUAUAUUUUCUGUUGUAUUUUUGACUUUAUGUUUUUUUACCCCAUAUGUAACUCUGUGUUGUUUUUAUUGCACUGCUUUGCUUUAUCUUGGCCAGGUCGCAGUUGUAAAUGAGAACCUGUUCUCAACUGGCUUACCUGGUUAAAUAAAGGUUAAAUAAAAAAUUUAAAAAAUCAUUGUCCCGCAGUCAAUUAGAUUUUCUGAAGAGCAUCUCUCGAAUUGCCCCUUCGCUGUCAGCAGAGUUGACAUUGAGCAGAGCAAUCUUCAGGCUUGCGCUCCUACCCGCUUCAGUUGAUGUGGGCUCCUAAAUAACAGUGACAGUCGGUGUAAGCCGAUACAAUUGCUCCGUCAGCACCCACAUGUUUUGCAAAGCCCUUUUGAUGCCUCAACGGUUGGUAAACAAAGCUGCUUCAGCAGUUUGUGGUGGGAUACAGCAUCAAGACAUUUCUCACUUUCUCACAGGGGAAAUCCUAGCUCCACUUAGCUUGAAAUGAAGCAAUACAGAAAGUAUGGUUCAUGAUUUAGAAGCAGUGUGCUUCUCAUCAAUUGUACUCAAUAUAAACAAGUGAAAGUGCUUUCGACUCUAUCUCUGGUAGGGCUGAGCCCAAUUAGUCGACUGGUCUAUUGUUUGGUCGAUAGGCUGUUGGUCAACCAAUAUUUAUUUUUUUGUCGAGCAGUAGCAAAUAUAGCUACACUGAACAAAAAUAUAAACGCAACAUGUAAAGUGUUGGUCCCAUGUUUCAUGAGCUGAAAUAAAAAAUCCCAGAAAAGUUCCAUACGCUCAAAAAGCUUAUUUCUUUCAAAUUUUGUGCACACAUUUGUUUACAUCCCAGUUAGUGAGCAUUUCUCCUUUGCCAAGAUAAUCCAUCCACCUGACAGGUGUGGCAUAUCAAGAAGCUGAUUAAACAGCAUGAUCAUUACACAGGUGCACCUUGUGCUGGGGACAAUAAAAGGUCACUUUAAAAUGUGCAGUUUUGUCACACAACACAAUGCCACAGAUGUCUCAAGUUUUGAGGGAGCAUGCAAUUGGCAUGCUGCCUGCAGAAAUGUCCACCAGAGCUGUUGCCAGAGAAUUGAAUGUUCAUUUCUCUACCAUAAACUGCCUCCAAAGUCGUUUUAGAGAAUUUAGCAGUACAUCCAACCGGCCUCACAACCGCAGACCAUGUGUAACCACGCCAGCCAAGGACCUCCACAUCCGGCUUCUUCACCUGCGGGAUCGUCUGAGGGGGGUAGGAGUAUUUCUGUCUGUAAUAAAGCCCUUUUGUGGGGAAAAACUCAUUCUGAUUGGCAGGGCCUGGCUCCCCAGUGGGUGGGCCUGGCUGCCAAGUGGGUGGGCCUAUGCCCUCCAAGGCCCACCCAUGGCUGCACCCCUGCCCAGUCAUGUGAGAUCCAUAGAUUAGGGCCUAAUUUAUUUAUUUAUAUUGACUGAUUUCCUUAUAUGAACUGUAAGUCAGUAAAAUCUUAGAAAUUGUUGCAUGUUACGUUUAUUUUUGUUCAGUAUAUUAUUUUAUGGCACACAAGACACCUGUCUUAUUCGCGCCCAUCUCAGUGAACUAAUCCCUUGCGGCGGCCGAGACUAAUCCAUUGCGUAGGCCGCGCCCAAAAAGAAGGGGAGUGUUGCUAAGAUGCACAAUGCACAUCUCUCUUCAGUAUGCGCUCUCUCCCGCCAAUUUGUGCACAUUCAUUGUUUCGUAACUUAAUUGUGUGAAUUGUUUGCGUUUGAUUGUUAGUGUCUAUUAAUUCCCUAUUAAAUAUAUCACCAGUAGGACAUUUACCGUUAAUUUCUAUCAUUUUUAAUCUACAAUGUUUGUUUGGUUACAGUAAUUUCUGUUAAUGCAUUCAAUAUAUUAUUAUUCCAGUCUUUUACUUUUGAGAAACAAGUUUUGGUUUAUUUAAUUGCAUUUUUGAAUUUAGUCAUUGUCUUUUGUUUGGAGCGCUCCUGUCAAUGUUGAAUAAGGACGUGCACCUGAUUACGCAUAGAUGUAGGCCUAUAGGCUACCUGGCCUGCGCGCAAAUGUAGGCAUAUAAAUGUGCCCAUUUGGGGAUCUGAUAGUAUUUCUGAUUGGCUUAACGCAUCACCACUAAUGAGCUGUGGAGCUUCUCAAGGUAAUGUUUUCUUCACCUCAAACAGCAAGCAAACAAAGUCUGUUUUUACAUCCAUUGAAAAUGACAAUAGUUCCUCAAUGUAUUUGAAUUCUCCCUUUCGAUAACCACUCAACGUGAAAGGGAAAAAUGUCAUGCUCUGAUCCAGUGGAAACAUCAUAAAAUAGGCCUACCUGGUUACUUCUUAUACCUUGCUCAAAUAGCCUACAGCUUUGUCUGUCCCGAGCUCACUGGUGCAGGAAACUCUGAGGGCCCAGAAUAUUUUAUACAAUGUUGCAAGUUUGCAAGCGCGAGCUUCGGGCCAGACCCAAGUUAAUAGUUGAUGCAAGGUUUCAAGUUUGUUGCAGACAGGCCAUGCGUAACCAAUGUGAUUUAUAGGAUAUUUAUUUUUAGCAGGGUAUUUUCUACCUGCAGGCUGCAAUGUUUAUAUUUGUUGGUUUUAUUUAGGGUAUUUUUACAUAGUUGGCAAUGGCAAUAGAAGUACCAUAUAGGUUUGUAUCAUUUUAAUUUAGAUUUUAAUCAAAUUCUGAUUAACCACAUGACUGAUUUUGAGAUACGAAGACAUUAUUAUUAAAUAAAAUGAAACUGUUCCAUGAAAAUGUGCAUAUGAAAACCAUAACUGGGACGCAGAUCGGUAGAAAUGGUAAGAUAAAGUGGCAUUCCACAUGAGAAAGGUUGCCGACUCCUCGUGUAGCCUAUUACCGGCAACGGCAGAAUCUGCGAAAGCCAGCAGGAGCGGGAGGAGGAUGGUCAGGUGAAUUGUUUUAAAAUCUGGUUAUCUUGAUCUCUUGCUCCCUCCUGAGUCAUUUGUGUCUAAUUUCAUCAAACAGAGUGCUCAAAGCAUAUAGUUGAUUUUAUUAAAACACAUAGGGUGUGUCUAUAUAUGAAAAAAAAUAAACUUUUUUAAAAAUGUCAACCAAUUGAUUGGUCGAAAGAACAGACAACUUUCGGUCUACCAAGUUUUUUUUUGUCCGGGACAGCCUUAAUCUCUGGUGAAGAGAGUGGAGUCACUCAGACAAGUUGUGUCCCUGGAAUAGGGUAGCUUAUUUGUUUGUAUUCUGUAGAGGGAAUGUUGGUUCCCCUGCAACGUGUCAGCCAAUCUACAAUUUGCAGUGGAGGAUUUGUGAACAAAGGUUUGCGGGCAUGCCAACUCCAUUGUUCUCUCCAAAAGCUGAGGUUUUUCACUUGAUAGCUUUUCCGUAUUGUUCCCUAUGGAUAAAACAACUGGGCCCAUACUUGAAAGGCUUAGACCUUUUUCCAGACCCAUUCAUUGUCUUGUGAAGCUGGGGUCAUACAGUCUCAAAAAAUCAUCCCAUGUUGUAAAAGAAGGGUUGGCAUUAGAAGAAAAAAAAACUGUUUGUCACAGGGACUGGCUUAUUCAGACUUUUUCCCACCUCUGGUGUGUUAUGUUUCCAUUGAACCUUGGAUUGACAAUUUUGAAAAGAUCUAAUGAAAGCAAGCUGACUUUACUGGUAUGCAUGCAUCACUUUGCACAGCGUUAUUUCACGUUGCACUGAUGGUCAACACCAGCUGAACACCUGCGAGUGUGAGAGUGUAUUAAACAUAUUGUGUGUUUCUCUGUUUCCGGCAGUGUCUAAGAAGCACGGGAAGCUGAUCACGUUCCUGCGCACCUUCAUGAAGUCCCGGCCUACCAAGCAGAAGCUGAAGCAGAGGGGAAUCCUCCGGGAGAGGGUGUUUGGCUGUGACCUGGGAGAGCACCUCCUCAACUCGGGCCACGAUGGUGAGAUUUACGCUGUCUUUCACUCUCUCUGACUCUUGCUCUCUCUCACAAACACAGACACAGUCUAUCUUUCACACACACAUACUGGCAGAAGUUCUUCAGCUUUGACCUCAUUUGUGGUGUUGGCGACUUGAAACGCACACAUGUAAACACUAACAUGCUGAGGGGUGUUCUCAGGAUGAACAGUCGCCCUUCUUUGUGCAUGAUGGUCACUCACACUAUGGUAAAAGUGUCGACUAGUCUCCACCUAACAUUGGCUGUAAAUCAAGGCUCGGCUCAACUUGGCUCAACUCCGGUAGAGGCUAGAGCAAGGUUGAGCUGUUGAGAGUUCAGGUGGGCCUUCACGUUUCAGCAAACAAAGGAGAGGAGUGCUGCUCAACAACAGUGACAAAAAUCAUGAGAAUGGCUUACCAAGAAAAACUUCCAAAAGGACUAAUUCGAGGUAAAAAGGAGUUGGAGCACUCAACAAAAAAAAUGCAGAGUAAUUUGUUUGCUCACUUUAGUCCAUUGUUUGGCCCAUUGACACGCAAUGUAAAAAAAUAUAUAUAUAUUAUGAUAUGUUUCAAGGUAAAUGGCAAAUUAUAGCACAAAGUAAUAAGAUAAAUAGUGUGUCUCGUUAAUCAAUAGGCCAUGUCUAAAUAUACAUAGGUGAUAUUUGCGUGUCUGUGAAUCUGGAGACACAGAGAUCCAAAAAAUCAAGGCAACAACAUUAUAGAAAUGAGGACAGUGAAAAAUCAUCAUUUAGCCCUUUUGGAUCCACAGUGUCUAAGGAGUACUGCCAGAAUGCCUCUUUGUUUUAAUUUGCGUACAAUAUUAAUAUUAAUUAAUAUGCCAUUUAGCAGACGCUUUUAUCCAAAGCGACUUACAGUCAUGUGUGCAUACAUUUUUGUGAAUGGGUGGUCCCGGGGAUCGAACCCACUACCUUGGUGUUACAAGCGCCGUGCUCUACCAGCUGAGCUACAGAGGACCACUAUAUCACCUCCUUGGUGAAAUUUUUACAUGUUCUAUGGCUACAUAGCGCCGGGAGGAAGGUGUGCCAUGGAUGGCUUCGAUGCAGUGGCGCGCAAUAGCAUAGUCCGUGUUUUUGUUCUGCAAUGCGAAGUUUCAAUGCAAAGUUUAGUUUGACCAAUAUACAGUAAGCAGCCCAGCAGAUACAUUUGAGCAUGUAUAUGACAUCUGUGGUGCUACAAUGACUGAAUCUUUUGGAUUUUUUGUAUUCUUUACCUGUUCUCGGGUAAACAAAUGCGAGGGUGGCAAUGUUGUGAACUCUCGUACAUUUUGGAUCUCUUUUGAGGAUGUUCCAGUGUUUCAAUACAAUGCAACCCAGCACAUGGGCUAUACUCCGUGGGAAAACACAAACGUCCUGGUUUCUAUUAGUGCCAGUGAGAGGGCUUUGACGUUCAUUCUCUCUACCACGGGUAUAGGCCUGUUCAAUGACACCCUUCUCAUACCAGCAUUGCAGGAACUUGGUGCGCAUAUCAUUAACUUUGCGCUCUAAAUCUAUGUCUGUACUACAGUUAAGUCUGAGUCUUAGGAAUUGACUCACCGGUAUGUUCCGCUUAAGAUGUACCGGGUGGUUACUGUCUGUGCGUAAAAGUGUAUUCUUACUUUGUGGCUUGCGGAAGAUAGUAGACUCCAACUUGUUUUCUUUGUUAGUGGAUUGUAAGAUCCAAUAACUAUUUUCUCCUGACUUCUCUCUACUGUGAAUUUGAGAUAGGGGUCAGAUAAGUUAAUAUAAGAAAUUAAUUCUGAGGUUGAGCUGUUGUUGACUGAUCCAUACAGCUCUACGGGCCGGGCAUGCAGAGUGAACCCGACCACCCCCUGUGCCCUGGGAGGGUUGCCACGGCGACACUGGUGGCUUACAGAAGGUGUAAUGGUCAAGUCGGCAGUGUGGUUAAAGAAAAUUUCUCCUCUCCACUGAUCUGGAGCCUGAGGGAUCUGGCAACACAUGCUUUGUUUGCCCCCAAAUCCAUCCUGAGCCAUCUGUUCUGUCAGCCAUCUUCACCACUACUAUCCUCUUCUGCUCUGUUCAGAUUGGCCGCCACCACACUGCAUUACAGUGGCAGGACUCUUACUGUUGCACAAGUACAAUACUGCCCAUGUCGUCAGUGGUGUGGCUUUAGGAGAAGCAGGCGUCCAUCCAGGAAAGGAUAAGACUAAUUGAUGGGUUUAUCUUAGGCAAUUCGUAUGCUGUGUACAUAGCCCAUAUUCAGCUUAUAUUUGAAUGGCAUUGAUUUUAGAUUUGUUAGUGAAGAGUCAGACAGUCUUCCUUCCCCGUUGGAAACCUGACGUCAAAUCACAUGCCUUGAGUUGUCCUCAUUAUAUAUGCACGUGCUGUGUGUGUUUGCGCACACAUCUGUCAUGUGAGAAAGGAGAUGACAGACUUGCGGUCUCAGAGAUGGUAACUCUUAUGACAGACAGCCAGUCAGAGCUGUCUGAACUGAGAUAAAUGUCAAACGACACGACCAUACUUUACCUUUCAAACUGGAGCAGAGCAGCGCUCCCCAACAGUAACGAGAUAGGGGAUGACACCAGGGAUAGAUGACAUGACAUCACUGCACAGCUCCGGAGAUUAUAUCUGUCCUGACUUUAUGGCUAAGCCUCAGUUGCUCUAUGUCUGUAUGAGCAGCACAGCUUUGAUACCAAGCUGGCAAAUGUCUUGUUUGGGUGUCACAUAAAUGCAGGCCUAGACAAAUGUUGUUUUAUGAUGUCAUAAGCUAGCUUCUCCCUCGUGUAGAUGUGCUUAAGGUAACUCCUCUAUCGUUGACUAUUGUCAUACAUGAUAACGCUAGUCAUAAGAAUUGUAUUUUCUUCACACACGCCAAACAAGUUAAGAGACUACAGAUUACAAAGACAGAACCCAAUAAAGACAACACCCUUAAAAGGCAGAAUCCUUAGUGCAGAACCCAUAUAAAAACAGGAUAGUAUUGCUGAGCCACUUUCACCUCCAUGUGUAGUGUUUGGAAUGGACUGUGGGAAGUUUAAGCUGUACCUGUAGGUGCUAUCUAGAACCUAAAACGGUUCUUCGGCUGUCUAUAUGGGAGAACCCUUUGUAAAACCCUUUCCACAGAGGAUUCUACAUUUAACCCAGAAGAGUUCUACCUGGAACUAAAAAGGAUUCUACCUGGAACCAAAAAGGGUUCUCCUUUUGGGGACAGCCGAAUAACCUUUUUUUCUAACAGUGUAUGUCUUUCAUACUAUGUGUGGAAUUUGGUGGAACAGCUGCUUCCGAGAUGGUCUCACUCUGUCAAUGUGCAAAUGAUGUGUGUCACGUGUGGGGGUGAGGGAGCCCCCAUGUACACGCACGUGCAUGCACACACAAACACCCACACCCACACCCACACCCACACACAUACAAAGAGACUCGCAUACAUAUUUUGAUUGACUACCAAACACACACACAACAGCCCAAUGACCAUGCUCUCACUCUCUCUUUCCCUUCUCUCGCUCGAUCUCUCCCUCCCCUAUAUUUCGCUCCCCUCUCUCUCCUCUCUCCUCUCGUCUCGAUUCAAUUCAAUUUAAUUCAAAGGGCUUUAUUGGCAUGGGAAAUGUGUACAUUGCCAAUGCAAGUGUGAAAAAUGUAUGCAGUCACUAACAGUAAGUCGCUCUGGAUAAGAGCGUCUGCUAAAUGACUAAAAUGUUAAAUGUUAAGUGAAAUAGACAGGAAAUAAACAAAGGAAAUAAACAAUCAAAAAUGAACAGUAAACAUUACACUCACAAACAUUUUGAAAGAAUAUACACAUUUCAAAUGUUUUAUUAUUGGCUAUGUACAGUGUUGCAACAAUGUGCAAAUAGUUGUAGUAUUAAAGGGGAAAUAAACUGGGUGUAUUUACAAUGGUGUAGUCCCCUGUAGCUCAGUUCGUAGAGCAUGGCGCUUGCAACGCCAGGGUUGUGGGUUCGUUUCCCACGGGGGGCCAGUAUGAAAAUGUAUGCACUCACUUAACUGUAAGUCGCUCUGGAUAAGAGUGUCUGCUAAAUGACUAAAAUGUAAAAUGUAAAUGUAAAAUGUGUUUGUGCUCCACUUGGUUGCCCUUUUCUUGUGGCGACAGGUCACAAAUCUUGCUGCUGUGGUGGCACACUGUGAUAUUUCACCUAAUAGAUAUGGGAGUGUGUCAAGAUUGGAUUUGUUUUCAAAUUCUUUGUGGAUCUGUGUAAUAUGAGGGAAAUAUGUCUCUCUGAUAUGGUCAUACAGUUGGCAGGAGGUUAGGAAGUGCAGCUAUUCUCUUGAGAGCCAGGUCUGCCAAUGGUGGCCUCUCUCAAUUGCAAGGUUUUGCUCACGGAGUCUGUACAUAGUCAAGGAUUUUCUUAAUUUUGGGUCAGUCACAGUGGUCAGGUAUUCUGCUACUGUGUAUUCUCUGUUUAGGCCCAAAUAACAUUCCAGUUUGCUCUCUUUUUUCGUUGAUUCAUUCCAAUGUGUGAAGUAAGAAUAUCUUUGUUUUGUCAUGAUUAGGUUGGGUCUAAUUGUGUUGCUGUCCUGGGGCUCUGUGGGGUCUGUUGGCAGAGGGGACUCUUCUUCAGGUUCAUCUCUCUGUAGGUGAGGGCUUUGUUAUGAAGGUUUGAGGAUCACUUAUUUUUAGGUGGUUGUAGAAUUUAAUUGCUCUUUUAUGGAUUUUGAUCAUUAGCGGGAAUCGUCCUAAUUCUGCUCUGCAUGCAUUGUUUGGGGUUUCACGUUGUACACAGAGGAUGUUUUUGCAGAAUUCUGCAUGCAGUCUCAAUUUGGUGUUUGUCCCAUUUUGUGAAUUCUUGGUUGGUGAGUGGACCCCAGCCCUCACAACCAUAAAGGGCAAUGGGUUCUAUAACUGAUUCAAGUAUGUUAAGCCAGAUCCUAACUGGGAUGUCAAAUUAUAUGUUCCUUUUGAUGGCUUAGAAGGCCCUUCUUGCCUCUCAGAUCGUUCACAGCUUUGUGGAAGUUACCUGUGGUGCUGAUGUUUAGGCCGAGGUAGGUAUCGUUUUUUUAUGUGCAAUAAUUUUUGUCUUACUGAGAUUAACUGUCAGGGCCCAAGUCUGACAGGAUCUGUGUAGAAGAUCUAGGUGCUGCUGUAGGCCCUCCUUGGUUGGGGACAGAAGCACCAGAUCAUCUGCAAACAGUAGUCAUUUGACUUCAGAGUCUAAUAGGGUGAGAGCUGGUGCUGCAGACUGUUCUAGUGCCCUCGCCAAUUCAUUGAUUUAUAUGUUGACGAGGAUGGGGCUCAAGCUGCAUCACUUUCUCACCCCCUGGCACUGAGGAAAUACAUCUGUGUUUGUUCCAAAUUUUUAAGAGCACACUUGUUGUUUGUGUACAUGGAUUUUAUAAUGUUGUAUGUUUCCCCCCCCCUCAACACCGCUUUCCAUCAAUUUAUAUAGCAGACCCUCAUGCAUUUUGUUUUGUUUGUUUGUCAGUAAGGGUGUGCAGGGUGAUUACGUGGUCUGUCAUACGGUAAUUUGGUAAAAAGACAAUUUGACAUUUGCUUAGGACAUUGUUUUCACUGCUGUUAAUGAUAAUGCAGAUAACUUUCACAAGGUUGCUGUUGGCGCAUAUCCCACGAUAGUUAUUUGGGUCGAAUUUGUCCCCACUUUUGUGGAUUUGGGUGAUCAGUCCUUGUUUCCAAGUAUUUUGAAAAAUGCCAGAGCUGAGGAUGAUGUUUAAGUGUAGGCAAUUUGAAUUUUUAGUCUGUAUAUUGUAUCAUUUAAUUUAGGAUAACAUCAACACCACAGGCCUUUUUGGGUUGAAGGGUUUGUAUUUUGUCUUGUAGUUCAUUCAGUUUAAUUGGAGAAUUCAGUGGGAUCUGGUAGUCUUUAAUUGCUGACUCUAAGAUUUUUAAUUGAUCAUGUACUGUAUAUGUUUUUGCUGUUUGUUCUUUGUUAUAGAGCCAAAAAGUGGUUUAUCCAUACAUCUCCAUUUUGGAUAAAUACUGUAGCUCUUCUGUUUGUUUAGUGUGUUCCAAUUUUCCCAGAAGUGGUUAGUCUAUGGAUUCUUCAAUUACAUUGAGCUGAUUUCUGAAGUGCUGUUUUUUAAUUUUUUCUUAGUGUAUUUCUGUACUGUUUUUGCGUUUCACCAUAGUGAAGGCGUAGGCUCAGGUUAUCUGGGUCUCUGUGUUUUUGGUUGGAUAUGUCCCUCAAUUCCUUUCUUAGGUUUUUGCAUUCUUCAUCAAACCAUUUGUCAUUGUUAUUAAUUUUCUUAUGUUGUCUGGUUGAAUUUUAUUGAUUUGAUAGGGAAGCUGAGAGGUCAAUUAUACUAUUUAGGCUUUGUACUGCUACCUUCAAUGUUGAAGUAAAAAGUAUUGUCCAGGAAGUUGUCUAAAAGCGAUUGAAUUAGUUGUUGGCAAAUUAUUUUCUGGUAGGUUUCCACACUACUGCAGUUGUGACCUGUUUUUGUUGGUUGUUUUGUCGUAAUUGUAUCUAGCGGGGCAUAUUGAGGAGGAAAUGCUGUCACUUCCAGGUAGGUGUUUUUCACCCUGUGUGCUGAGGGUGUAAAGUUCUUGUUCUUAAUGACCUUCAAUGCUACAGAAAUGUUUUGGUACCCUUCCCCAGAUCUGUGCCUCGACACAAUCCUGUCUCGGGGCUCUACGAACAAUUCCUUCGUCCUCAUGGCUUGGUUUUUGCUCUGACAUGCACUGUCAAAUGUGGGACCUUUUAUAGACAGGUGUGUGCCUUUCCAAAUAAUGUCCAAUCAAUUGAAUUUAUCACAGGUGGACUCCAAUCAAGUUGUAGAAUCGUCUCAAGGAUGAUCAAUGGAAAAAGGAUGCACCUGAGCUCAAUUUAGAGUCUCACAGCAAAGGGUCUGAAUAUUUAUGUAAAUAAGGUAUUUCUGUUUUUAAUUUUUUAUACAUUUGAAAACAUUUCUAAAAACCUGUUUUCGCUUUGUCAUUAUGGGGUAUUGUGUGUAUUGAUGAGGAUUUUUAUUUAUUUAAUCCGUUUUAGAACAAGGCUGUAACAUAACAAAAUGUGGAAAAGGUCAAGAGGUCUGAAUACUUUCCGAAUGCACUGUAGGUAGCACACAGUAGGACAUUUUUCUCUGUUGAAAUUAUUUCCUUAUUAAUUUCUAGCCAGAUGUAAAAUGUUCCUGUUUUGAUUAAUUUAAUAGAGUGGGUUAGGUCUGCUCUAUACCAAAUUAGCAUACCCCCUGAGUCUCUUCCCUGUUUCACACCUGGUAGUUUGGUGGAUGGGACUACCAGCUCUAUAUAACCUCGAGGGCAACCAGUGGGUUCAUCUCCUCUAUACCAUGUUUUUUGUAAGAUGACAAUGUCUGUAUUUCUGAUAUCUUUGGUGAAGUCUGGGUUCUUGCUCUUUAGUCCAAAGGCAGAUGACCUCAGACUUUGUAUAUUCCAGGAUGAGAUAGUAAAAGCUGUGUGUUCCAUAGUGUCAAGUGUUGUUAUUUGUGUGGUUUAGGUUCGGACCAUUCGGUGUGAGCUGAGCAUCUGGUGUAUGCCUCUUAGGUCGCAGGAUGGGGCUUGGGUGGGUGUAUUAGUGGGGGUUGGGCCUGUUGCUCUGCUCAUGGCCUGGGAAUAUGUGUGUCUGUCAUGUUGAGGUCCUUGGUGCAGGGGUGAGGGGCAUGGGGGGGCAGAAGGGGCAAAAGACUGAUCUGGGGAGGGCCUAUAUAGGGUGUGGCUAGGGUUUGGGGAGGGGUCGACUGGUGGGGGUGGGGAUGUGGCUGUGAUCUGGGUGUAGGUCCUCUUGGUGUGGAUCCUCUUUGUGCAGGUCCUCCAGGAGGGGUCUCACAGUUCUGGGAGGAUGUCUCUCUGGUCUGGGCGGAGUGUCAGUUUCUGUGUUGCUCCUGUGUGAGGUGCUGGGGCUGCGGUUCAGGUUGAUGUCCUUCAGGGUACUGGCAAAGGUGGGGGGACUGCUGCCGGGUGUUCGGUCACCAGAGUUUAGCCACUUGGGGUUUUGGAAAAAGUUUCCUCAUCAAUGUAUUUCCCAUUUGAGUCAACGAGGAGCACAAUCUCUGGCUUUUGUGUGGGGGUGUUGUCAGGAGAGCUAUCAUGGGGGCUGACAGGGAAGUUUGAAGAGGUGUGAUCACUCGCUCGGGGUGGGGGAGUCGUCACCAAGAGAAAGCUUCUCCUGCCCUGCUCUCUCUUUGAUUCUUUGGAAGGCCUGUUGGAAAUGUAUGAAGUUGUCCUGCACCACCACUGUUCUGUUCUUGUAAAGGUUGACAGAGGGUGUCAGUCUCAGGGUCCUCGUUUUCCAGUAUUCUGAUUUUCCACCUUCCACCUAUACCUGCUCUCUUAAAAGAAAGGUAGUGUGCUCUUAUAGCUGUGUGCCAUGCCCAGGGAUGGUCUGUGUGGAAGGUUAAGUUGCUUACUUUCCCAUUUUUGUAGUAGUCAGCUAAAAGUGUCUAUGGAUUGUCCAUGAGGAGCUUCUCUUUGUACUCUUUCUGUGCCUUGUCAUUUUUUUAUAUCCAAGGGGUACUGUAAUUGUGGUGACCUCUGCACAGGGGGAAGCCAUGGAGCAGGAGGCCAAAGAGGCCUCUGCAUUUGGGUGGGGGAGGAACUCUGCUGACAUUGUUGGGCUCAAGGGCUUCACACCUCUCACUUCACACUUCAGUGCUAAUUAAAGUUGCAACUGGGUCUGUUCUUUCCCAGCAAGCUUGGUAGCCCUUUAAUUUAGCAUUCAGUCUUUAUGCAGUUAUAUCUACAGAUUAUUGUAAUAUUAUUUUCUUUCUAGGCUUUAUAAGUAGCUUCAGACUGAACAUUACUUACUCAGUUCCAGGUUGGAUUAUAUUUUCAGGUUUCUGUUGUGCUUCUUUUGCUGGUUUAUCAGAAGGUUUGCUGGAUAGUCCUUGGCAGUAACAAUCAUUGGUAGUAAAAAUACUUCCAGAAUCCUUCCAGGUAAUUUUGUCCUAAAUCAGGUUGUAGGUUUUGAUUUGGAGUGAAGGUUAUGUUGUGGAGGGUAGUGUCCUGUAUAUGUCCCCAAAAAAUACAAAUGUUUAUCCAACCCUAAAUGUAUAUUUUUGUAAAAACAAAUACAGUGGGGGAAAAAAGUAUUUAGUCAGCCACCAAUUGUGCAAGUUCUCCCACUUAAAAAGAUGAGAGAGGCCUGUAAUUUUCAUCAUAGGUACACGUCAACUAUGACAGACAAAUUGAGAAGAAAAAAAAUCCAGAAAAUCACAUUGUAGGAUUUUUUAUGAAUUUAUUUGCAAAUUAUGGUGGAAAAUAAGUAUUUGGUCACCUACAAACAAGCAAGAUUUCUGGCUCUCACAGACCUGUAACUUCUUCUUUAAGAGGCUCCUCUGUCCUCCACUCGUUACCUGUAUUAAUGGCACCUGUUUGAACUUGUUAUCAGUAUAAAAGACACCUGUCCACAACCUCAAACAGUCACACUCCAAACUCCACUAUGGCCAAGACCAAAGAGCUGUCAAAGGACACCAGAAACAAAAUUGUAGACCUGCACCAGGCUGGGAAGACUGAAUCUGCAAUAGGUAAGCAGCUUGGUUUGAAGAAAUCAACUGUGGGAGCAAUUAUUAGGAAAUGGAAGACAUACAAGACCACUGAUAAUCUCCCUCGAUCUGGGGCUCCACGCAAGAUCUCACCCCGUGGGGUCAAAAUGAUCACAAGAACGGUGAGCAAAAAUCCCAGAACCACACGGGGGGACCUAGUGAAUGACCUGCAGAGAGCUGGGACCAAAGUAACAAAGCCUACCAUCAGUAACACACUACGCCGCCAGGGACUCAAAUCCUGCAGUGCCAGACGUGUCCCCCUGCUUAAACCAGUACAUGUCCAGGCCCAUCUGAAGUUUGCUAGAGUGCAUUUGGAUGAUCCAGAAGAGGAUUGGGAGAAUGUCAUAUGGUCAGAUGAAACCAAAAUAGAACUUUUUGGUAAAAACUCAACUCGUCGUGUUUGGAGGACAAAGAAUGCUGAGUUGCAUCCAAAGAACACCAUACCUACUGUGAAGCAUGGGGGUGGAAACAUCAUGCUUUGGGGCUGUUUUUCUGCAAAGGGACCAGGACGACUGAUCCGUGUAAAGGAAAGAAUGAAUGGGGCCAUGUAUCGUGAGAUUUUGAGUGAAAACCUCCUUCCAUCAGCAAGGGCAUUGAAGAUGAAACACGGCUGGGUCUUUCAGCAUGACAAUGAUCCCAAACACACCGCCCGGGCAACGAAGGAGUGGCUUCGUAAGAAGCAUUUCAAGGUCCUGGAGUGGCCUAGCCAGUCUCCAGAUCUCAACCCCAUAGAAAAUCUUUGGAGGGAGUUGAAAGUCUGUGUUGCCCAGCGACAGCCCCAAAACAUCACUGCUCUAGAGGAGAUCUGCAUGGAGGAAUGGGCCAAAAUACCAGCAACAGUGUGUGAAAACCUUGUGAAGACUUACAGAAAACGUUUGACCUGUGUCAUUGCCAACAAAGCGUAUAUAACAAAGUAUUGAGAAACUUUUGUUAUUGACCAAAUACUUAUUUUCCACCAUAAUUUGCAAAUAAAUUCAUUAAAAAUCCUACAAUGUGAUUUAAUGGAUUUUUUUUCUCAUUUUGUCUGUCAUAGUUGACGUGUACCUAUGAUGAAAAUUACAGGCCUCUCAUCUUUUUAAGUGGGAGAACUUGCACAAUUGGUGGCUGACUAAAUACUUUUUUUCCCCACUGUAUGCUGAAAGAUUCAGGAGCUCAUCUGCUCAUGACCUGCUCUCUCUCUGCCCUCUCUCUCUCGCUCUCUCUCUCUCUCUGCCUUCUCUGCCCUCGCAGCAGGCCAUGAUGUGUUAUCUGAUGAUCUUGUCCAGAUAGCCACUGAGAAUAGGAAAAGGCCCUUUUUGAAGCAAGGGUCGGUCUGAUGUGAGGCUGGCAGGCCUUGGUGUCAGGCAGCUCAAAGCUUUGCAGACUUCAACUUUCAAAUAUUGCCUUUUGAAAAUCAACUUAAGGAAUUACUUUGAUUUUCUUUUCUCUACGUUGUAUUCUUGGUACCGGUGAUCAACUUGAAGAUUCUUCACACAACGUUGCUUUUGAUCAAUGGAAGUUCGUGUUUUUCUUUAUCAGAGAACAUAAAAUAUUCUCUCAAUGCGAAAACCCUCUUAGCUGGUGUUCUCUUGAGGAAGAAUAUGUGCACACUCUUUAGAAAGGAGGAAGACAGAAGGUCCCUCUUUUGACCUUGCAGUGUUCCGGUGCACAUCUAUUGAUUGAAGUAGAGAUGCCCUUUUAAAGUUGUGUGAGUGUUUCUUGUGUUCUCUGACAUUGAGUUUCCUGCUCCAGUUCCCCAGGUACUCAAGAGCUGCACGGAGUUCAUCGAGAAACAUGGCGUGGUGGACGGCAUGUACCGCCUCUCUGGAAUCGCCUCCAACAUCCAGAAACUACGGUAAGACACGCACACACACACUCUCUCUCACACAGAUUUGGCAGUGCUAUCCGUUAAACAUGGGUCUGCCUCAUAGGGUGUUCAUAGACGUAAUCUCAAGUGUACACCAGCCACCAACUUCUGAGAAUUUGUUCUGUUCUGCACAAAGCCCUCGGUGCACAGAGAAGGCAAAGGUCUUGUUAUAACAUCAUGGACCUUGACUACCAGGUGCCAUUGUACUCAAUAUCAGUUCAUGUUCAAAUGAAUACAGCUCUCGUAACAGUAAGUUAAGAGUGGAACCCAACUCCUAAAGAUAAUGCACUUGUGCCCUACAUCUCAUAAAAAUUCCAUCAAAGAUAACUUGCACUUUCAACAGAAAUUACCAUAAUCUUUUCCUUGGCAUGCGAUAUGUUGAUUUACCCCUGUGUGUGGGAACUGUGGGCAUCCCUCAACAACAACACGUGUGGGUGUGUGUGGGCAUCCCUCGUCAACAACCUGUUGACUGGCCGUGACUUGUAGCGAAACAUAACCCCUAACCGUUCUCUUCCCAUCACAUUUUUGCACUGUUCGUUUUGUCCUCUGAAACAGUCCAAGUAACUGACGUUGUUGCACUCUACCAACUGAGAACUCACAGUCUCUCACCCUGUAAUUAUAACAUUUUUGACUGUGAAGAGGAAGGAAUGUUUGGCGUCUCGAAGCCAAGCGUGAAAUAGUGUGGGUUUCUUGUAGUAUUUUAUGGGGCUUUCUUUCGUUUUUUCCUGAUCCUGAAUAAGUAAAAUCCUAACCCUGCAAUAAUUAUUUGCAUAGUUUAACUCAGGAUGGAGAUUUAGGAACCGUCUUAAAAUUUUUAUUUCCAAUUGUUAAACCCACUGUUGGAUAUCCCAACUGCCACUUAACACCUCAGUUGUCUAGGAUUACAUCAUUAAUAUAAUGUGCCAUUUAUGACAACAACCAUUAUUCCACAUGGAAUAUACACUGAGUGUACAAAACAUUAGGAACACCUGCUCUUUCCAUGACAUGGUGACCAGGUGAAAGCUAUGAUCCCUUAUUAAUGUCACUUAUUAAAUCCACUUCAGUCAGUGUAGAUGAAGGGGAGGAGACAGAUUAAAGAAGGAUUUUUAAGCAUUGAGACAAUUGAGACAUGGAUUGUGUAUGUGUGCUAUUUUGAGGGUGAAUGGGCAAGACAAAAUAUUUAAGUGCCUUUUGAACGGAGUAUGGUAGUAGGUGCCAGGCGCACUGGGUUGAGUGUGUCAAGAACUGCAAUGCUGCCGGGUUUUUCACACUCAACAGUUUCCCAUGUGUAUCAAGAAUGGUCCACCACCCAAAGGACAUCCAGCCAACUUGACACAACUGUGGGAAGUACUGGAGUCAACAUGUGCCAGCAUCCCUGUGGAACGCUUUCGACACCUUGUAGCGUCCAUGCCCGAUGAAUUGAGGCUGUUCUGAGGGCAGAAGAGGUGCAACUCAAUAUUAGGAAGGUGUUCCUAAUGUUUUGUACACUCGGUGUAUUCACUGAAAAGAGAGAGGACAUUUUCAUCAUCUCUGAUGUUUGAACAAAGAAAUUAGGGGUUGUUUAUGAAGUAAGAGUUAUUGAUGGCAGCUUCCUGUCAGAAACAUUAUUAAAGGGAGUGUCCUGUCCAGAACACUCUGUUUAUUUACAUAGUAGUUCACAUUCCAUGGAUUUAUCAUGAGUUCUUCAGGUCACAAAACUCAACACAAAACAGUGUAACAAAAGUAUGAAGAUGUAUUCACUCACUACUGUUAUUUUUUUUAUUUCUUUUACCUUUAUUUAACCAGGUAAGCCAGUUGAGAACAAGUUCUCAUUUACAACUGCAACCUGGCCAAGAUAAAGCAAAGCAGUGCGAUAAAAACAACAACAACACAGAGUUACAUAUGGAAUAAACAAAACGUACAGUCAAUAACACAAUAGAAAAUCUAUAUACAGUGUGUGCAAAUGUAGUAAGUUAUGGAGGUAAGGCAAUAAAUAGGCCAUAGUGCAAAAUAAUUACAAUUUAGUAUUAACACAGGAGUGAUAGAUGUGCAGAAGAUGAUGUGCAAAUAGAGAUACUGGGGUGCAAAUGAGCAAAAUAAAUAACAAUAUGGGGAUUAGGUAGUUGGGUGGGCUAAUUUCAGAUGGGCUGUGUACAGGUGCAGUGAUCAGUAAGCUGCUCUGACAACUGACGCUUAAAGUUAGUGAGGGAGAUAAGAGACUCCAGCUUCAGAGAUUUUUGCAGAUCGUUCCAGUCAUUGGCAGCAGAGAACUGGAAGGAAUGGCGGCCAAAGGAGGUGUUAGCUUUGGGGAUGACCAGUGAGAUAUACCUGCUGGAGCGCAUACUACGGGUGGGUGUUGCUAUGGUGACCAAUGAGCUAAGAUAAGGCGGGGAUUUGCCUAGCAGUGAUAUCUAGAUGACCAGGAGCCAGUGGGUUUGGCGACGAAUAUGUAGUGAGGGCCAGCCAACGAGAGUGUACAGGUCACAAUGGUGGGUAGUAUAUGGGGCUUUAGUGACAAAACGGAUGGCUCUGUAUAAGAGCGUCUGCUAAAUUACUAAUAUGUAAAAAUGUAGAACUAAGAGGAAGAGAUGAACCAACACCUCUUUGCAAUGGGAGGAAUGGUUCUAUUUUCCUCUUGAUUUGUCUCUAGUUACUUACUUGCUCUCUCUCUGUCCAUGAAUCUGUCUCGGUCUCUCUUUCUCGCUCAAUCCUCUCUUUCCCUCUAUCACCCCCCUUUCUAUCCCCCUCCUCUCGCUCUCCAUCCAUGUCUUUCUCUCCCUCCCUCCACUAGGCAUGAGUUUGACUCGGAACAGAUCCCCGACCUGACCAAAGACGUGUACAUCCAGGACAUCCACUGCGUGGGCUCAUUGUGCAAGCUCUACUUCCGCGAGUUGCCCAACCCCCUGCUCACCUAUCAGCUCUACGAGAAAUUCUCCGUAAGGACCUGCUCUUGGCACAGCACGGGCACUGCACCCUGAGUGCCCUUCUCCUCUACCCAAAACAAAAACAUCACGCUUUCUCACACUAACGUGCUGCUGCCGCUUGGCGUCCCCCUAGUUACGAGACCCUUUUUGUUUUGGUUUGAGAGCUCUACAGUGUUGCAAUAUUGCAUAAUGCCCUUGGCCCCAGAGGAACCCUGCUCUGUCUCUUUGUGGAUGGUAUUUAUUAGGUUUCGCACUAUCCUGAACUGGAAUCCAAUUUCCAUGUCGAAAAAAUUAAUAAAUCUCUAUCUCUGUGGGGGGUAUGUUCAAGUGUCAAUUAUCUCAAGGGUAAUAAGUACUGUAUACAGUGGGGAAAAAAAGUAUUUAGUCAGCCACCAAUUGUGCAAGUUCUCCCACUUAAAAAGAUGAGAGAGGCCUGUAAUUUUCAUCAUAGGUACACGUCAACUAUGACAGACAAAAUGAGGGAAAAAAAUCCAGAAAAUCACAUUGUAGGAUUUUUAAUGAAUUUAUUUGCAAAUUAUGGUGGAAAAUAAGUAUUUGGUCACCUACAAACAAGCAAGAUUUCUGGCUCUCACAGACAUGUGACUUCUUCUUUAAGAGGCUCCUCUGUCCUCCACUCGUUACCUGUAUUAAUGGCACCUGUUUGAACUUGUUAUCAGUAUAAAAGACACCUGUCCACAACCUCAAACAGUCACACUCCAAACUCCACUAUGGCCAAGACCAAAGAGCUGUCAAAGGACACCAGAAACAAAAGUGUAGACCUGCACCAGGCUGGGAAGACUGAAUCUGCAAUAGGUAAGCAGCUUGGUUUGAAGAAAUCAACUGUGGGAGCAAUUAUUAGGAAAUGGAAGACAUACAAGACCACUGAUAAUCUCCCUCGAUCUGGGGCUCUACGCAAGAUCUCACCCUGUGGGGUCAAAAUGAUCACAAGAACGGUGAGCAAAAAUCCCAGAACCACACGGGGGGACCUAGUGAAUGACCUGCAGAGAGCUAGGACCAAAGUAACAAAGCCUACCAUAAGUAACACACUACGCCGCCAGGGACUCAAAUCCUGCAGUGCCAGACGUGUCCCCCUGCUUAAGCCAGUACAUGUCCAGGCCCGUCUGAAGUUUGCUAGAGUGCAUUUGGAUGAUCCAGAAGAGGAUUGGGAGAAUGUCAUAUGGUCAGAUGAAACCAAAAUAUAACUUUUUGGUAAAAACUCAACUCGUCGUGUUUGGAGGACAAAGAAUGCUGAGUUGCAUCCAAAGAACACCAUACCUACUGUGAAGCAUGGGGGUGGAAACAUCAUGCUUUGGGGCUGUUUUUCUGCAAAGGGACCAGGACAACUGAUCCGUGUAAAGGAAAGAAUGAAUGGGGCCAUGUAUCGUGAGAUUUUGAGUGAAAACCUCCUUCCAUCAGCAAGGACAUUGAAGAUGAAACGUGGCUGGGUCUUUCAGCAUGACAAUGAUCCCAAACACACCGCCCGGGCAACGAAGGAGUGGCUUCGUAAGAAGCAUUUCAAGGUCCUGGAGUGGCCUAGCCAGUCUCCAGAUCUCAACCCCAUAGAAAAUCUUUGGAGGGAGUUGAAAGUCUGUGUUGCCCAGCGACAGCCCCAAAACAUCACUGCUCUAGAGGAGAUCUGCAUGGAGGAAUGGGCCAAAAUACCAGCAACAGUGUGUGAAAACCUUGUGAAGACUUACAGAAAACGUUUGACCUGUGUCAUUGCCAACAAAGGGUACAUAACAAAGUAUUGAGAAACUUUUGUUAUUGACCAAACACUUAUUUUCCACCAUAAUUUGCAAAUAAAUUCAUUAAAAAUCCUACAAUGUGAUUUUCUGGAUUUCUUUUUCUCAUUUUGGCUGUCAUAGUUGACGUGUACCUAUGAUGAAAAUUACAGGCCUCUCUCAUCUUUUUAAGUGGGAGAACUUGCACAAUUGGUGGCUGACUAAAUACUUUUUUUCCCCACUGUAUGUUAUGAGGAUGAGCUAGUCUAACACUCCCACCCCCCCCCCCCCCCCCCCCCCCCCUAAGUAAAAUAUGAAGAUUGUCAAAGUGUAGGCAGCGUUAUGUCCCCUUGGCUUAGACAAGCGGUUUGCAAGUGCCUCCUUUGCACCGGCCCUGGCCGACUGACUGCGUGGAGGUGUCAAGUGUUAAUUAAGCACUUCUUAAUGCAGAGGCACUGAUCCGUACCACUCUCCUCCCUCCCUCCAUCCUCCCCUCCAUCUCCCUCGUUCCUUUCCGCUCCACAGGAGGCCGUGUCAGCAGCCACAGACGAGGAGCGGCUCAUCAAAAUACAUGAUGUCAUUCAGCAGCUGCCGCCUCCUCAUUACAGGUUAGAGCAAAGCCACGCUGCCCCCUGCAGGAACACACAGGCUACAACACACAUUACUGUCUCCAUAUGUCAAUAAACGCAACAUUCAACAAUUUCAAAGAUUUCACUGAGUUACAGUUCAUAUAAGGAAAUCAGUCAAUUGAAAUAAAUUCAUUAGGCCAUAAUCUAUGGAUUUCACAUGACUGGUAAUACAGAAAUGAAUCUGUUGGCCACAGAUACCUUAAAAAACAAGUAGGGGUGGAUCAGAAAACCAGUCAGUAUCUGGUGUGACCACCAUUUGCCUCAUGCAGUGCGACACAUCUCCUUUGCAUAGAGUUAAUCAGGCUGUUGAUUGUGGCCUGUGAAAUGUUGUCCCGCUCCUCUUCAAUGGCUGUGCGAAGUUGCUGGAUAUUGGCGGGAACUGGAACGCGGUCAUACACACGAUCCAGAGCAUCCCAAACAUGCUCAAUGGGUGACAUGUCUGGUGAGUAUGCAGACCAUGGAAGAACUGGGACAUUUUUAGCUUCCAGGAAUUGUGAACAGAUAGAUCAUUGCGACAUGGGGCCGUGCAUUAUAAUGCUGAAACUUGAGGUGAUGGCGGCGGAUGAAUGGCACGACAAUGGGCCUCAGGAUCUCAUCACGGUAUCUCUGUGCAUUCAAAUUGCUAUCGAUAAAAUGCCAUUGUGUUCAUUGUCCGUAGCUUAUGCCUGCCCAUACCAUAACCCCACCGCCACCAUGGGGCGCUCUGUUCACAAGGUUGACAUCAGCAAACCGCUCGCCCACACGACGCCAUUUGCCCGGUACAGUUGCAAUGGGUGUGGCUGAAAUAUCAGAAUCCACUAAUUUGAAGGGGUGUCCACAUACUUUUGUAUAUAUAGUGAAUGUUAUACAAACAUAAUGGAUGGUUAUUGUAUUCCACUCAAACAGUUUUAGAACCGUAUGAUCUUAUACAAGAGGGUAAAAUAUACUUCUGUAGAAGUAGUCAUAGAACUGGUGUAAAUUAGUUGUGUGUUUCAUCCCCCAUCCUGUUCUCAGGACUCUGGAGUUCCUCAUGAGGCACCUGUCCCAUCUGGCCACCUUCAGCUUCAUCACCAACAUGCACAGCAAGAACCUGGCCAUUGUCUGGGCCCCCAACCUACUGAGGUCAGACAACAUUAUGUUAUUAUCUUGUUCAAUGUCAUGUUAUUGUUCAUAUCUCAUUGGUGUUAUCAAUAGUACUAGUACAUAUAGGUUGCUCUGAGUAACUGUAGUUGAUCUUGUACCGAAAAUGGCUAUGUUGUGACUGAAUUUAGGAAACAAACAAAUUCUUCUGCCUUUUUGUGGAAGUAGGGCUGUGGUGGUCGUGGCAUUCUGUCAGACGGUUAUUGUCAUGCAAAAGCCUGCUGGUCUCACAGUAAUUUACCGCUAAUUAACAUAAACAUGUUUAGCGCCUCCACACAUGCAAGCCGCUGAUGCACGCCUUAGGAAAAUCAACAUUUUAAUAAAUGAAUUUAAUAAAAACAAUCAUAAAACCUCUAUUUGUUUUAGUCCGGUCUAAAGAAACAUGAUAUGAAGAAAAUGUAUUUCAGAAUAACAGAAUAUGAGUUGGCCUACUGUAGGCCUGUGUUAUUUGUCUAUGCUCCAUGCCAUAGGCUGUAGGCUUGUUCAUUUAGCUGACAAGAUAUGCUUAAGUCCCAUGCCAUUAUUUUAUGUUAUAUAAUUUUAUAGUAAGAAGAAUAUAAUUGAACUUAGCUGAAUAAAAUAGGAAGGAUAUUUUUCCUAUUAUGGAGCGAGUGCGCAUAUGAAGUGGCUAUGUUGAGCGUAAAAGUGAUCAUUUGAAACAGGUCCUACAGUGCAUUCGGAAAGUAUUCAGACUCCUUCCCUUUUCCUGGCCAUGGACCCAAAAUGUCGAUGUUUUGUUCCCUGAGCCACUUAGUUAUCACUUUUGCCUUAUGGCAAGAUGCUCCAUCAUGCUGGAAAAGGCAUUGGUCGUCACCAAACUGUUCUUGGAUGGUUGGGAGAAGUUGCUCUCGGAGGAUGUGUUGGUACCAUUCUUUAUUCAUGGCUGUGUUCUUAGGCAAAAUUGUGAGUGAGCCCACUCCCUUGGCUGAGAAGCAACCCCACACAUGAAUGGUCUCAGGAUGCUUUACUGUUGGCAUGACACAGGACUGAUGGUAGCGCUCACCUUGUCUUCUCUGGACAAGGUGUUUUCCGGAUGCCCCAAACAAUCGGAAAGGGGAUUCAUCAGAGAAAAUGACUUUACCCCAGUCCUCAGCAGUCCAAUCCCUGUACCUUUUGCAGAAUAUUUGUCUGUCCCUGAUGUUUUUCCUGGAGAGAAGUGGCUUCUUUGCUGCCCUUCUUGACACAAGGCCAUCCUCCAAAAGUCUUCGCCUCACUGUGCGUGCAGAUGCACUCACACCUGCCUGCUGCCAUUCCUGAGCAAGCUCUGCACUGGUGGUGCCCCGAUCCCGCAGCUGAAUCAACUUUAGGAGACGGUCCUGGCGCUUGCUGGACUUUCUUGGGCGCCCUGACGCCUUCUUCACAACAAUUUAACCUCUCUCCUUGAAGUUCUUGAUGAUCCGAUAAAUGGUUGAUUUAGGUGCAAUCUUACUAGGAGCAAUAUCCUUGCCUGUGAAGCCCUUUUUGUGCAAAGCAAUGAUGACGGCACGUGUUUCCUUGCAGGUAACAAUGGUUAACAGAGGAAGAACAAUGAUUUCAAGCACCCACCCUCCUUUUAAAGCUUCCAGUCUGUUAUUCUAACUCAAUCAGCAUGACAGAGUGAUCUCCAGCCUUGUCCUCGUCAACACUCUCACCUGUAUUAACAAGAGAAUCACUGACAUGAUGGCAGCUGGUCCUUUUGUGGCAGGGCUGAAAUGCAGUGGAAAUGUUUUUUGGGGAUUAAGUUCAUUUUUUUUUGCAAAGAAGGACUUUGCAAUGAAUUGCAAUUCAUCUGAUCACUCUUCAUGACAUUCUGGAGUAUAUGCAAAUUGCCAUCAUCAAAACUGAGGCAGCAGACUUUGUGAAAAUUAGUAUUUGUGUCAUUCUCAAAACUUUUGACCACGACUGUACACACAAUACCCCAUAAUGACAAAGCGAAAACAGGUUUUUAGAAAUGUUUGCAAAUUUAUAAAAAAUAUAAAACAGAAAUACCUUAUUGACAUAAGUAUUCAGAACCUUUGCUAUGAGACUUGAAAAAUUGAGCUCAGGUGCAUCCUGUUUCCAUUGAUUAUCCUUGAGAUGUUUCUACAACUUGACCUGUGGUAAAUUCAAUUGAUUCGACAUGAUUUGAAAAGGCACACACCUAGCUAUAUAAGGUCCCACAGUUGACAGUGCAUGUCAGAGCAAAAACCAAGCCAUGAGGUCGAAGGAAUUGUCCGUAGAGCUCCAAGACAGGAUUGUGUCGAGGCACAGAUCUGGGGAAGGGUACCAAAACAUUUCUGCAGCAUUGAAGGUCCCCAAGAACACAGUGGCCUCAAUCAUUCUUAAAUGGAAGAAGUUUGGAACCACCAAAACUCUUCCUAGAGCUGGCCUCCCGGCCAAACUGAGCAAUCGGGAGAGAAGGGUCUUGGUUAGGAAGGUGACCAAGAACCCGAUGGUCACUCUGACAGAGCUCCAGAGUUCCUCUUUGGAGAUGGGAGAACCUGCCAGAAGGACAACAAUCUCUGCAGCACUCCACCAAUCAGGUAUUUUAUGGUAGAGUGGCCGGACGGAAGCCACUCCUCAGUAAAAGGCACCUAAAGGACUCUGACCAUGAGAAAUAAGAAUCUCUGGUCUGAUGAAACCAAGAUUAAACUCUUUGGCCUGAAUGCCAAGUGUCAUGUCUGGAGGAAACCGGCACCAUCCCUACGGUGAAGCAUGGUGAUGACAGCAUCAUGCUGUGGGGAUGUUUUUCAGUGGCAGAGACUAGUCAGGUUCAAGGAAAGAUGAACGGAACAAAGUACAGAGAGAUCCUUGAUGAAAACCUGCUCCAGAGUGCUCAGUAUCUCAGACCGGGGCAAAGGUUCACCUUCCAACAGGACAACGACCCUAAGCAUACAGCCAAGACAACACAGGAGUGACUUCGGGACAAGUCUCUGAAUGUCCUUGAGUGGCCCAGCCAGAGCACGGACUUGAACCCGAUCGAACAUCUCUGGAGAGACCUGAAAAUAGCUGUGCAGCAACGCUCCCCAUCCAACCUGACAGAGCUUGAGAGGAUCUGCAGAGAAGAAUGGGAGAAACUCCCCAAAUACAGGUGUGCCAAGCUUGUAGCGUCCUACCCAAGAAGACUCGAGGCUGUAAUCACUGCCAAAGGUGCUUCAACAAAGUACAAAGUUCUGAAUGCUUAUGAAACGUGAUAUUUUUAAUAAAUGUCCACACAUUUCUUAACCUGUUUUUGCUUUGUCAUUAUGGGGUAUUGUGUGUAGAUUGAUUAGAUUUUACUUGAUUCAUGUUAGAAUAAAGCUGUAACGUAACAAAAUGUAGAAAAAGUCAAGGGGUCUGUAUACAUUCCGAAUGCACUGUAAAUGCUAGAUUUAGUUAUUUGGCAACUUUAGUUGUGAAUUAUACAAACCUUAGACUGUCUUAGAAAUCAAAACAUAUAUGGGCUGCAUGGUGCGACCUAUAGGCUAUUGAUGAUUUGAGAAAGUAGCAAAAAAAGCUUGCGCUCUGUUCCUUGCCUCAGGCUGCACAGCUGUUCUGUCAUCAAGUGAUCAUAUUUUCACCCAUCAGACUAUUCUCAGUUUAAUCUUUACUAAUAUGUAAAAUUUGUUUCGAUUUAGAAUGGCCCAUUAUCAAAGGGGCAGGGGAAUAAAGACAUGUCAUCUGUAUGCACUCGAAUGGAGGCCUCACGCUUUUCCUGACGGUCCGUAAAUAUAUAUAAGAACACUUAUUUCACCACGCAUCAACCACUGUUGGAGGAGCAUGCUCUCACUGCCUGACAGGUGAUAUUAUGCCCAAACUCUGUAUGCCAUGGGUUCUCCAACCUUGUUCCUGCAGCUACCCAGUGCACAUGCUUAAUUUGGGAAACCAAGAGAAAUCUGUCUGGGAACAUUGAUGGUCCCGUGUAGCUCAGUUGGUAGAGCAUGGCACUUGCAACGCCAGGGUUGUGGGUUCGAUUCCCACGGGGGGCCAGUAUGAAAAUGUAUGCACUCACUUAACUGUAAGUCGCUCUGGAUAAGAGCGUCUGCUAAAUGACUAAAAUGUAAAUGUAACAUGUUUUCGCAACAAAACAUAUUUCACUAAACUUCACAUCCCGUCUGCACGCUCGAGAAAUGAAUAAAGGAGAGAGAGGAGGAGAUGGAAACGCAUGGUGGUGAGAUAUUCUGUAUAGCUAAAGGAAAUGUGUCUCCCAAUUAAUUAUGAAAAUAUAAAUAAUUCCCUAUUACUAGGUUAUUCAAAUACAAAUAUACUAAUUGUAGGCUAACUGUAAGCCGCUUUGCACAAUCAAUGAACCAACAGCAUCGCCUAGGGCUUUAAGUUCUCUCCCAGAUUCAUGGAUAGAAAUUUUGAAGUGUAGCAUAAGGUAACCAGUCCAUCCAGUAUGCAUAAUAAUACCAGUCCACACUCAAAGGCGAUUACUCAAAUGUGUGGUAUUUUAGGCUAGACCAAUUAUAUACCAACAACAUCUUAAAUCAGUAGUUUUUCUGCCAUGUGUAAUAUGCAGUAGGCUAUGUAUUGUAUAAUGGCACAAUCAUAAUUUUAAUUCAGAUUUUUCUUUCAGGCUUGGACUAUGCGUAUGCAUAAGCUCUAAUAUGCAUAUGGGGGUUUUGAAUUAAUCAUCACCUUAGAAAGUGCUGUCCAUUUCGUUGUCUUAGGCGUUGAAACAACAUCCACAACAACCAUGUUUUACACUGUUUCAACCUGCUGUUGAACUUCUUUCUUCAAAUUGAUCAUCACAGUGAAGUGAGUUUUAAAAGUAUGAUAGGCCUACUGUUUUGAUGAGUGUUCGAUGUGAUUUUUAAAAAUACCAUUAGCAUUGAUGUCAGAGUGGUUCGAGGGACAAUAGAGCCCUGAGUACCAGGCCAUUAGGACCUGAAGGUAGUUAGCAAGUUGGGUACUACCAAAGCAUGUCCAGAGUGCAUAAAAGGAGAUUACCUUGACGCAACGGUCACAUGGAAUUUUACUGCGGUCUUGACUGCUGGUGUGGCAGUAGUACGGUCACCGCAACAGCCCUAUGUGGAAGCAUGAGUCAUUAAAAAAAUAUAUAGAGAAUUUUGUUGACUCUUCUUUCCCCAUGGUUGAUCCCCAAUGUCGUCUCCCCAGGUCCAAGCAGAUAGAGUCGGCCUGCUUUAGUGGCACGGCAGCCUUCAUGGAGGUCCGCAUCCAGUCGGUGGUGGUGGAGUUCAUACUGAACCACGUAGACGUCCUCUUCAGCCCCAAGCUCAGCUCGCUCAUACGGGAGGGAGCAGGUACGCAUGCCAACCUGUUGGGAUGUUAUAUAUGCUCAGUGCCAUGGGGCUAUCCAAAGCUGGAGGAUUUUUUUCUAAUGCAGGAUUUUGGUUGAUUCUAAUUAAUGCCAGUGGUGCUUUUGUCAUGUCAUUUGUCAUAGCGCAAGCAUAAUCCACCUGACCCAAGUUUGCCCUCACCAAAUGUUUCCUUUUAAUUUAGAAAAAGUAGCUUAUUCAGAACAAUCACUUUUUAUGCAAGUAAUUUGUCACCUCCAUAACAUAGUGUACAUUAAUUAAUUAUUAAUACAUCAGUGGUCACCAACCUGUCGAUAUCCAAGGCAUUCCUAGUCGAUCACCAAACAUUUCUGUAAAAAACAACAACGAUAAAGCCUUGUGAUCCUAUUUUUUUUUUUUUCCUUUCACACUGUUGGUGGUGGGUGCACUUGAUUCAGCAGCCCUAGCGCCAAGAAGACAAAGUGUUCCCAUUUUGAACCAUUUCAAGUGCCCAGAGAGCAAAUCAAGUGCACCUAUAGGCCUACCGCUGGCCUAUCCCGAUAGCUCAGAUCACCGUGUCUGCACAGUUUCCACGGGCCAUAGACUGUAAAAAGAAGCCUCGAAUGCACAACAAAGUUGAUACUGUGACAUUUCAAAACUUUUAAAACCAUGACUAGAGAGAGACUCAACGAAUACAGCAAAGAGUUGUAUUUUUUAUGAGUAAGUUCAUGUUUUAAGUUAUUCAGGACUGUCAACACUUUUAAAAGCCAUAAAAUGCGCGUUCUCCCAUUUCCACUCACGCUAUAACCAGCACUGCAGCUACAAUGAAUGAGUAUAGCAAAGUGUUUCGAUAAGCUUGUGUUAUUAUUAGCGGCUUGACUUUUUUAAUAUCAAGGAAUAUUUCACUUUCUCUGGUCAUAGGAGUAUCAACAUGAAUUGAUGCAUGAGGCAGAAAUAAUGCAGUGCGACUUGAGUUUCGCCAUCAGCUGGAAGACUUUUCUCAGUGGAGGGAGGGAGAGAGGAGGGACGGUGAGUCGGGUGAGAGGCAGCCUCACCGCUGCUCGGUCCCUCCCCUCAGACUGACCAUCAGAUGCAGGCCAUCAGUCUAGUAAAAAAUUAAAGCGAAUUAUUAUGCGUACUCAGCUAUGCCUCACAAGUAAUACAACAAAUGAUUUAUUACCAGUCUGAUCAUAUACCUAAAAAUGUUAUAUCAUUUCAUAAUGGUCUGAGAAUAACAACAUUGUCAGGACAAUUUAAGCAUAGUGCUAAUGUAUUGGGCCUAUAGCCUACUGCACAAACCUCAUUGCUACAUAACAGUUUUUAAUUGGUUCAUGCUGCAUAGGUGUACAUUUUUUAAAGUCAUGUUUUUAUUUUUAUUUUAUUUGAGCGGUAGAUCUCUGCUUGCAUUUUGACUCCGAAAGUGAUCUUGACUCAGAAAAGGUUAGUGACCACUGGUGUACAUGAUGAUCACUUCUCCCCUACCCCUAGGACACAACUCGUUGUUGCGGCCCAAGUCCCUGCUGGUGUCGUCCCCCUCCACCAAGCUGCUGACCCUGGAGGAAGCCCAGGCCCGGACCCAGGCCCAGAUCAACUCCCCCGUCACGGCCGACAGCAAGUACAUUGAGGUGGGGGAGGGCCCGGCUGCGCUGCAGGGCAAGUUCCACACCGUCAUCGAGUUCCCAAUGGAGAGGUAUGAACAACCUGAGGCCCUGGUAUCUUUCGAACGGCUGAUGUUUGUCCAUGAGUUGUAAAGUAUGGAAAUGGAGGAGGCAUAGAUGAGUGAUACAAUACUUGGAUGGAAAUGUCGUACCUUCAAACCAUGAACGCAUACAGUCACAGUGAGGGGAAAAAAGUAUUUGAUCCCCUGCUGAUUUUGUACGUUUGCCCACUGACAAAGAAAUGAUCAGUCUAUAAUUUUAAUGGUAAGUUUAUUUGAACAGUGAGAGACAGAAUAACAACAACAAAAUCCAGAAAAACAUGUUAUAAAUUGAUUUGCAUUUUAAUGAGGGAAAUAAGUAUUUGACCCCUCUGCAAAACAUGACUUAAUACUUGGUGGUAAAACCCUUGUUGCCAAUCACAGAGGUCUUUGUCUUUGUCAGUGGGCAAACGUACAAAAUCAGCAGGGGAUCAAAUACUUUUUUUCCCUCACUGUAUAUGGUUUCAUAUUAUAAUUCAUAUUAUAUACAAGUGAGUCAUGUUCUUUAGGCAACGAUAUCAAAAGGACACAUGACUACUUUUACAUUUACAUUUUAGUCAUUUAGCAGACGCUCUUAUCCAGAGCGACUUACAGUUAGUGAGUGCAUACAUUUUCAUUCUGACCCCCCGUGGGUAACGAACCCACAACCCUGGCGUUGCAAGCGCCAUGCUCUACCAACUGAGCUACACGGGAGGUUUGUUUUCCCAACUGAGUGUUUCCCUUCUGUCCAUUCACUUCCUACAGGAAAAGGCCCCCCAUCAAGUCCAAAAGGUCUCCGGUGGGAAACUGGCGCUCCUUCUUCAACCUGGGCAAGUCAUCAUCCAUGUCCAAGCGCAAGCUGCACCGCAACCCCAGCGAACCCAGUGAGCUCAAGUCCAUGGCCCUGGCAGGUUAGAUUCCCUUUCCUCUUCCCUCCCAAACACCAACCCUUCACUCGCUCUGACUCCUCUCGCUCUGACUCCUAGUAGAAUAGAUAUUGAAUUUUCCAUUUGGUUGGAACGGAAACUAAUGUAUGUGAACUCAUGUCUGUCUGUCUCAUGUCCCAGGAGGCAGAGGGGACACAGGGACACUCCGAUCGGCCAAAAGCGAGGAGUCGCUCACCUCGCUACACAACGUUGAAGGUAAUGUUUAAUGGGACUUCUCUCCACGGCACUCUAUACAGUGAGGGGAAAAAGUAUUUGAUCCCCUGCUGAUUUUGUACGUUUUCCCACUGACAAAGAAAUUAUCAGUCUAUAAUUUUUUAAUGGUAGGUUUAUUUGAACAGUGAGAGACAGAAUAACAACAAAAAAAUCCAGAAAAACGCAUGUCAAAAAUGUUAUAAAUUGAUUUGCAUUUUAAUGAGGGAAAUAAGUAUUUGAGCCCCUCGCAAUCAGAAAGAUUUCUGGCUCCCAGAUGUCUUUUAUACAGGUAACGAGCUGAGAUUAGGAGCACACUCUUAAAGGGAGUGCUCCUAAUCUCUGCUUGUUACCUGUAUAAAAGACACCUGUCCACAGAAGCAAUCAAUCAAUCAGAUUCCAAACUCUCCACCAUGGCCAAGACCAAAGAGCUCUCCAAGGAUGUCACGGACAAGAUUGUAGACCUACACAAGGCUGGAAUGGGCUACAAGACCAUCGCCAAGCAGCUUGGUGAGAAGGUGACAACAGGUAGUGCGAUUAUUCGCAAAUGGAAGAAACACAAAAGAACUGUCAAUCUCCCUCGGCCUGGGGCUCCAUGCAAGAUCUCACCUCGUGGAGUUGCAAUGAUCAUGAGAACGGUGAGGAAUCAGCCCAGAACUACACGGGAGGAUCUUGUCAAUGAUCUCAAGGCAGCUGGGACCAUAGUCACCAAGAAAAUAAUUGGUAACACACUACACCAUGAAGGACUGAAAUCCUGCAGCGCCCGCAAGGUCCCCCUGCUCAAGAAAGCACAUAUACCUGCCUGUCUGAAGUUUGCCAAUGAACAUCUGAAUGAUUCAGAGGAGAACUGGGUGAAAGUGUUGUGGUCAGAUGAGACCAAAAUCGAGCUCUUUGGCAUCAACUCAACUCGCCGUGUUUGGAGGAGGAGGAAUGCUGCCUAUGACCCCAAGAACACCAUCCCCACUGUCAAACAUGGAGGUGGAAACAUUAUGCUUUGGGGGUGUUUUUCUGCUAAGGGGACAGGACAACUUCACCGCAUCAAAGGGACGAUGGACGGGGCCAUGUACCGUCAAAUCUUGGGUGAGAACCUCCUUCCCUAAGCCAGGGCAUUGAAAAUGGGUCGUGGAUGGGUAUUCCAGCAUGACAAUGACCCAAAACACACGGCCAAGGCAACAAAGGAGUGGCUCAAGAAGAAGCACAUUAAGGUCCUGGAGUGGCCUAGCCAGUCUCCAGACCUUAAUCCCAUAGAAAAUCUGUGGAGGGAGCUGAAGGUUCGAGUUGCCAACAUCAGCCUCGAAACCUUAAUGACUUGGAGAAGAUCUGCAAAGAGGAGUGGGACAAAAUCCCUCCAGAGAUGUGUGCAAACCUGGUGGCCAACUACAAGAAACGUCUGAUCUCUGUGAUUACCAACAAGGGUUUUGUCACCAAGUACUAAGUCAUGUUUUGCAGAGGGGUCAAAUACUUAUUUCCCUCAUUAAAAUGCAAAUCAAUUUAUAACAUUUCUGAAAUGCGUUUUUCUGGAUUUCUUUGUUGUUAUUCUGUCUCUCACUGUUCAAAUAAACCUACCAUUACAAUUAUAGACUGAUCAUUUCUUUGUCAGUGGGCAAACUUACAAAAUCAGCAGGGGAUCAAAUACUUUUUUCCCUCACUGUAUGGCUGAUGGAGCCUAUUCUUGAGCGCAAGUCUGCUAUGGUCCAAGUAGUAAUGUAAUUAUAUUGUUUUCUCUAAUAAAAAAUCUUGUAUUUGAAUUGAUGAUGAUUUCCCCCUGACUCCCGUAGGAGAGUCGAAGGUGUACCGUCCGCGGCGGCCCCGCUCCAGCAGCGACGCCCUCUCAGCUUCCUUCAACGGGGACCUGCUAGACAGCCACACCCGGCAGCACUGCAACUCCUAUGACAAUCUGGCCCAGGGCCACAGCGGGGGCGCCACCCGCGACGGUGGGGACAGCGAUGGGGAUGACGGGCCCAUCUAUGUUCCAGCCCUGAUUUCGCCCCCGCGUUCGGCCGGCGAGGACGUGGACCUUAGCCCCCCAGACAUCGGCAUGGCAUCGUUGGACUUUGACCCCAUGUCGUUCCAGUGCAGCCUGCCCGACGGCUCCUUCUCCUUCCCCCUGGGGCUGAGUGAUGUCGCCACGGGUGCGGCUGGCGAGGGCACCGGCCUGAAGAGGAUCCCAGGCAGCGUUGACAACGGCUCUGCGCUUGUCUCGCCUUCUUUCCUGGGGAAGUUUGCCAACCCCUUCCUGUCGCCUGACCUCAGCCCGGCCACGGGAGAGAAAGCAGGGAGCAAGAAGCUGGCCUGCUCUGUGUCUUUCUCUGACAAACCCGUACAGGCUGUGUCCCCGAUAAAGUCAAAGUCGGACAUUUUGGCUCCUCUGGCCAUUUCGGAGCUGUUUGACAUGGAGUUUUCUAGUAGGCUUACAGAAAGCCAUGGUGUUCCCCAGCCUUCCUCCCCUCCCUCGGGACUGCCCUGGGACUCUCCUCUGUUAAUGGGCUCAGUGCUGCUGAGGACGGGGGAGCCGUCGCUGAGCGAGGCCUUUCAGAUGGAGCUGCACUGUAAGCUCUCUGCCUUCGACACUGAGAGCCAAGACUCCACAGGGGAGGAGAGCACUGUCCAGCAACCUCCAGCAACCAGUAGUAAGGAACAACUAGGUCAGUGGUGCAUACAGCUGCUACAUUUUCACUUUAUUAUGUUUAUUUUUAAUGUUAAAGGGAUAGUUCACCCAAAUUACUAAAUUAUAUAUUUGUUUCCUUUCCCUGUAAGCAGGAAUCUUACCAAUAUGUCAUUUUGUAAUUUAGGUGAACUGUACAUUUAAAUAUGAUUGUCAUGUUUCUCUUUACAGUAUAAGGCCUUUGUUUGAUUAUGCUUUGAUUGACAAUGCCUGUUUCGUUUCUAGGUUUAGUUUGCCCGCCUCAUGCCUUUAACACCUUGCAUGGAUUUCAGCUCAGAGAAAUCUUUCCACAUGAUGCCACCAGAGCGCCAAGCUUAACUCUUCCCCCUCUCUCCUCCUCUUGAAGACCAAGCCUGCCUUUUUUCUUUUUAUUCCCCUCGAACACACUUUCUCUUCUCUGUCCUCACACUGCAGUUCCCUUCUGUUUUUGUCCCCCUCCCAGGAGCCGUAGCUAGUCUGGACUCUCCAAAAGCCUCCCCUGGCCCUCUCAGCUCCUCCUCCGUGUCCCUCCUCCCUCCCCCGCCCCCUCAGAAGAACGGCGCCCGCAUGCUGGCCCUGGCCCUGGCAGAGUCCGCCCAGCAGGCCUCUAUCCUGACCCAGAAGAGGCCCUCCCAGUCCCAGCCCCCCACGCCAGUGUCCCCCGUCAGGCCACUGGAGCCCUCACGCUCCCUGGAUUGGCACCCUCCCCCAGCUCUGCGCCCCCAGACGUCCCUCGAGGAGGGACCCAGAGCAGGAGAAGCCCAGACCCCAACCUUAACCCCCACUACCCCAAACCUUGCCCCUCCCACCUCUACCCCUCCCACCACCCCUACUGACAAACAGCCGAGCCAGUCAGUGAGCCAUGAGUUCAUCAGUACAUCCACCAGUGGAAAGUCCCCCUCCACUCCUCCCGGAGCCAGUCAGGAUAUGGAUUUCACCCCACUGGCAUCCCCCCACCACCAGUGUGCCACCACUCCCUACAGCCCUCCUGCCCAUGUGUCCCCCACUCGGAGGAGUCCAGAGAGGCAGCAGCCUGCCAUGGGCCAGGUAGCGGUCAGCAGCACUGGAUUCUCCACCACCACCCCCCCAUCCACCACUCCCAGCAGCAAGGAGACGGGUGUCCUGCCACAGCCUGCUCCUGAGGUAAAUUUGGUCAAAUGUGUCAUAUUUGCAGAAUAUCUUUGAUACAGUAGCUAUAUACUCAACUGGAAUUGUUUUUGGUAAAUUUUCAGGUCCAUGUAGAUGAGACCGUCUGGUCGCCAACUCCAAAACCCUCAGAGCAGCCAGUUGCAGUUCCACAGCCUCAAUCACAGCCUCAUAUACAGUUCCAUACUCCGCCACAGUCGCAGCCUCAACCUCGUACACGGUCUCAUCCCCAGCCUAACGCCAGAGUGGCCCCCACCCCAGCCGAGCCAGUGGAGAGACCAUGGGAGGCCAUAAAGCCAGUUCAGCCCCGCACGGAGCCUGUGACCCACCACCACGCCCAUGGGCCCACGCCGCCAGCGCCUCCCAUCCGCUCCAUUGAGAGCAAAUUGGCAACCGCCGCCCUCAGCCACAUAGAGGCCGCCAACCCCGCCAUCUUCCACAACAUCCUGACAGAGACCUCCACGCCUAAGGAGGCCCUUGCCCAUCCUCCCGCUCCCCCGCGGAAGUCUUCCACCCACCAGUCAGCCUACCUGUACCACACCAAGGGAGAGGCCGCCUUACUGGAGCCUCCUGGGGAGGCCUACUACCACCAACGGGCCGUUCCCGUGGGGCAGCCUUCAUACCACUACCGGCCAGACAGUGUUCCCCCACACCUCUCCUACGUGUCAAAGUCGGAGCCCCAGAUACCUUACAGUGCCCGCAUAGACCACCACUACAACACCCUAGCUCACCCCAGGUCCUGCCACCAGUCAAUGAAGCAUCGCGGGCCCCCCAGGGGUGGCGAGUACAUCUCCCCCAGCCCGGGACACCGCGGCCAGGGCUGUGGCCCCAUUGAGGGAGCCCCGGUCUACCCCACCAUCCGCAGGGUGCACUCGCUCCACGUGCCCUCAGCAAUCCGCUCAGUGCCCAUCCAGCGGACCGAGGUGCCUCCCGACGACGAGCUCUUCUACUACCAGCGGCCCGUCUACCAGUGCAAGGCCUACCAGCAGCAGCAGCCGCAACAGUCCUCACAGGCCGACUACCACGUCACCCAACUCCAGCCUUACUUUGAGAACGGCCGGGUGCAGUACCGUUACAGCCCCUAUUCGCCUAGUGCCAACCCGCUGGAUGCCCCUUACUACGACGUGGACCCCUAUGGGACCAUCAGGCUGCGGCACUUCCACUCAUUCAGCAGUCGGGACCUGGGCCCCACCCUCAGCCGGUCGGGUGGCAAGGCGGGCGGCUAUAACUACCUGUCCCGCCACAUCCUCCCGCCGGGGAAGGAGCACAGCUUCGUCAGCAGAGACAUGCCCCCAGGCCAUGGCUCAAAGGGAGCCGCAGUUUACUUCGCAUGGAACCCAGAGGACUAUGAAAGGCUCCGGAUGCACUCCAUCCACAGAGAGAGCCGGUCCAGGCAGAAGGUCAAGGGUCCUGUCAUGUCUCAGUAUGACAACGUGGGCCUGUUCAUGCCUGGCGACCUGGGGGGGUACGAAACCCUACACCUGCGCAGUAAGUCGGACCCCGGCAAAGCCAUGCUGAUGUCUGUCGAGGGUAAAGACGGGCGCUACGGCGUAUCACCAGGUUCCCAGCACGCUCCCCGACACCUGGUGUGUGAUCCUGACGUCCUCAUGUACAUGGAGACAGAGAAGCACUGUCAGGGGAACGGCACCGUGGACAAACAGAGCAGCUCCAGGACCUGCCAGACCUCUCACUCGCACCAAGCCCUACACCCACCCUGUAACCAGUCCCAUCAGCAGGACCCCAGCCGACACGACCCGGGAGACGGUGCUCGGAGCUUCCAACCCCGCUAUGAACAGCCCGAUCCAAACCGCCAUCAGACCAGGGCCAAACCCCCCGGUAGUUACCAAGACAACGAUGACCACCAACACCAGUCGGCCCCCGUCAAAGCGCAGGCCCCUCCCAAGGCCGAGCGGUCGCACAGCAUCCGAGAGCGGCAGCAGCAGCACUAUAGCCAAGCUGCCACGCCCGAACCAGACAGAGACUACUCAUACCAGCCCCACGGUGGGCAGCAGAGACACAGCACCAUGGCGGUACAGUCUCACUACGACAACCUGGAUGAUUACCACCCAGCAGCAGUACCUCAGCCACAGGCCCCCAUGCCAAACCCCCGCGGGGUCUCCACUGCCUCUUUCCCCACCAACCCUGGCUUCACGGGCAGCCACAGCAACCGAGCGUACUCCACUGCCUUGGGCCAGGGCGCCUUCAUCCCAGCUGAACUGGCCCUGCAGAGGCCCGAGACAGAAAUACACGCUGAAUGA
Coregonus sp. 'balchen' is the source of this 63858-nucleotide messenger RNA. The record is from the annotation of a GenBank genome assembly. Lineage: Eukaryota; Metazoa; Chordata; Actinopteri; Salmoniformes; Salmonidae.